GCGCAAGUACAGGGUAGUAGUUCCUGGCGGGUUGAUUCAAAAAGAAACGCAAAACAAUAUGGAUUUACUAUCAGCGCUACGGUUUCUGAGGUUAAAUGAAAUUCCAGCAGGUAAAUUUUUUGUAAGUCUGUGUCAUGUAGACCACUUUUUUCACUCAGACAGGUGACGGUGGUCAAAAUUAUUCGGAUAUUUCAGGUUGGUCGGUACGUAAAGGUAGCUCAAACUGUAACUUUCCCGGGCUUUGUACUCUGCAGUGACCGGCUCAGCAAACCCCGAUGAUAAACAUCAGAAACUCAUACGAAGUGCCUGCUUUUGGAUGAAUAAUACUGUAAAACGGAACAUUGGACGUUAGACGUAAAUCGAGAGGUGAAUUCGGUGAUAUUGUGAACUAAAACUACCUGCUGUGCUGCUCCUCAGCUGAUACGUUUUGUAUUAGCUUGUGGUGAUAAAAUAAAACUGAGAGGCUUUGUUUCUUAUCAUGGAAAAGAAGAAUCAAAUCUCUGAAGGUCCGAGCUCUAUUAAAAAAGCGAUGUCAAGUCAGUCUUAUCUACCAUGGCAGCGCUUUGCAGAGUUGAGAAAGUUACAGUGGAGAGGAACAACUUCCUUUAACAGGCAGAAACCUAGGGAAGAACCAGACUAAUAUUAGACAGUCAUCUGCCACCACUGUUUGGAGAUAGUAAAGGGGAUACAUUUAGACUGUGGGAGAAAUACAGAGAGAACCCUCUCAUGGACUUGGAGAACAUGCAAAGUCCACACAAGGAGGGUCCUAUUUGGCAGCUCAGGAUUUGGACUGAAACCUUCCUGCUUUAAGGCAAAGGGCUAGCCACGGCUCACUGUAUUGCCACUGAUAGUGUUAGUAUGUUAUAAAUAUGAGAAGGAUGAAAACAAAGUUCAGCAAGUCAAUAAUUCUUAUUAUAAAACGUAAAUUCACAAUGAAAAUAAUGUGUAAAGAGGUCAUUUUCUGCUAUGAUCUGUGCAGUUCUUGAAAUAAAUAGAGCCUCUAAAAUCUUGACAAAGAUGUGCCUGUAACCUAAGGAUUGAUCAAAUUAAAGCAAUUGCUACUUUGGUUUGCUACACAAUUGUUUUGGUAAUUAUUUGGCAAUUCAUUAAUUAUUUUGGUCACUCAAAAACAAAGCUUUCCUCCAGUAAACAAGGGUUUUUGGGGGUCAUAUAAUACUACACGAUUGAGAGAGCACACAGCAGGAACAAUCAAAGUUGAGAGUGUUUUUUACAAUCAAACUGCUUAUACUGUCGACUAAAUGUGAGCCACUUUUUUCGACAGUUUUGGGGUAGUUAAACUUAAAAUGUAUAAAUGUCAACAUUCUGAGGAGAAUUAGAAUUUUUCCUCAGGCUGUGAAACACUAUCAGCUGUAGUAUUGUGGAAACUUGGGUGAUGUUAUACAUGUUGUGAUUUUCAGCCUGGGUGGAUGAAGUGUGGGACUUGGAAUUCACUGAGAGAAAACAGCUUGAUGACACCAUCGCAGGAGAACUGGAAGUCGUUGGAGAAAAGGACUUCAGAAAACUGUACCAGUGUUUACUGACCCAUGCUGCUGAGCAACAACAUUCUGCAGGCAUCGAUGGAGCUUCACAGGUACAACAGAGCUGACAUCUACACUGGACGCUCACUUGAAUAGUGAGAUGAAGAACUAUACUGUAUACUGUACUAUACUGUAUUUUUAGGUUGAUGAAUUAAGUUUUGGUUUUGUUGAUGUAAGCAUUUCUGAGAGUUUCUUUCAUGGUAUUUGACUUUUAACUAUAUGUUUAAAUAUGGAUACAAGGGGAUUAAGAUGAUAUACCAUAUGUUACUGAAAUGUACUGAAGCUAGUGGCUCUAAAAAAUACAGACUGUAUGUACCUCAAAAACUUCCUGUUGUCUCACAUAGAUUAAAAACAUCAUCACUGUUUUCCUGUCUAGUAGAAGCUGUUAAAAUACGCUGUCUCCCACGUUUCCCUGCAGAGUGUCUGGGCCAUGCUGGGGAGCAACGCUGUGUCAGUCAAGUCUCUGGUGGCAGUGCUGUCCUUCUUCAUUCUGGCAGGAAAAGCAAAGAUGGCCAAUGGCCAAGUGAGAGUGAGCGCCCUGCAUGCUGCCUCAGUUUACCUGCUGCUGUUGGGAAUCCCAGGUGAGGAAAUUAGAGUGAGACACAGGUUGUGAGGUCUGCAAGCAGUUUCAGUGCAGCCACCAGGUCACAUUCUAAUCUGCCUCAGUAAAGUUCCACGCUGAGGUAUUGACAUAUCAAAAACUUCAGUGAUUAUUUCGGCAAGCGGUUACCACUCUGCACACUAUUUCGAUGUCGUGUCAAUCAAGUUUUCUUGUUUAUAGGCCUGGCUAUCAUUUCUGUUGGUUCUGAUGUUGUAUUUAUCAGGUGAAUUGCAGGGAUCAAAGAAAAAGAGCACUUUGUUUUGAAAUAACAAAAGUCAGAUCAAUAAACAGGAACAGCAGAAAGUUUUGAUAUAAUCAUUGAUUCAUUCUGGUUUCUGGUUAUUAAGAUAUCUUUUCCUUGCCUCUGUUAAUACAACUCAUCAGCAGUAUAUCUUAUAAAGUCUUCCAAAUUAUUAGGAGUAGACCGGUUAUUGGCCCUGGCCAGUUGCUGGCUGAUAAUCUUUUUCAGUGUUGUAUUCUACAGACCACACAUAGAGUUAAUUAAUGAAAACUUAUACCACUCUGGCUCUGUUGCUUGUGUGUCUGUCCCUCUGAGUUUGUUUUCAUUCACAAAUGUGUCUCACUUGAGUACCACUGACAAUACUCUCUCUGAUAGGCUAGAAUCACUUUACUGUGAACUAACUGUGCUGUGAGUGUAAAUGGUUAAGGGUUUGCUCCUGUUUAUGAUGUUAAAUGUUUUGGUCAAAUAUUGGCUAAAGGAGUUUAAACAAAGUUUUGUGUUAGAUUUUCUAACUACAGAUUCUACAUGUUUACCAAAAGAUUGUCACAUGCAGGAAUGGGGGGUGAGACAUACAACAAAGGGUCAAGGCCAGGAGUCAAACCAGCGAAUGCUGUGGCAGGGUCUGUAGCCUUUACUAGAUAUGGGGUGCUUAGGCCACAUGGCCAUCAGUGCCCCUUCAACCUUUUUUUAAAAAAAUAUUAUUAUUAUUUUUUUAGUUUUACAAUUUAGUCAUGACCACAGAUGAUCUGUGUGUUGGCGAGGUUUGUUGUUGGUGAUGUAGCCCAAGUCCUAAACUUGAGUGCAGAGGAGCAUCUGUAGUAUAGCCAGCUGAGAGGAUCAUUAGAGUUUAAGUGCUGCAGAGAGAUACAGUGAGCAUGACUAUAAACAACAAAAUGUCUUAUUGUGACACUCUAAAAGUGUUUUGUUAAACUGACAUGGUUAUUUAUUGAAAAACACAGACUUAAGGGAAGCUUUUCAGUAAUACUAAUGGAGACCGGCACACAGUCCACUUAGGCAAGGUUGAUUUACAGACUUCAGUUCCAGUUGACUCCUCUGUGUCGUAACGCUGCAGCACUUCCCCCAUCUAAAUCUAACACUAAUGUACAGCAGAGUGUAUCAUUCACAGUUUUUGAUAUGAACUCCUGUUCAUGUGUUUUUUGUUUCCAGGAAGUAUUGUCCACAAGGUUUUCCAUGAGAUUUUAUUGGACACAUGUUUAGACUUGACCUCUCACUGCUGGCCUCAGGACUGUGGGAAGAAGCGCAAGAAAGACAGUCUGAAGAGUUUGCAGGCAGAGGGCAAACGCUCUAAACCCCAGAGGAGAGACGCUUUAGAGGUACAGUACUAUUCAGACCUCCGUCAAACCUACAGGGCCAUUAUGGUAGAUGGAGUGCAGAUGGAUGCAGUAAGAGCUUUUCUUAUCUUCUCACCACCCAAAGUGCACAAAUACCAUUUACCCUUUUCCAUUCUUAUUAGUACAGUGAUGGCAGUGAGCAGGUAGUGCAUGUAGAGGGAACCUUUUUCUCCUUAAAUACUUAUCAGCAUUAAUAAGGACAAGUCCACAAGUUAAUUACAACUGUAAAGACAGUACAAGGGCAACUGAGGUGAGAAGUAACUAGUAUGAAGAAGCAACCAAACUGUGCUCAGUAUGAAGAUCAUCAUCAUCAUCAACCCGCUUCAACUUUCUGAAGAAAGUUGGAAUAAAAAAUCAUUCAUGUCAUUUUCAGGAGUGCUGUGCAUGUGUGGGAGGGGGCUGCCAACUGUGUUUACUAACUCAGGGUGGGAAUAGAUGUGCUUUCAUUGAUACCAAUAUUAUUAUUGAUUCUGCUUAUCAGUCUUAUUCUCUAUCUAUUGCCUUGUCAAUUCUUAUGGAUUUUCUGUGUAAAAAAAUACAGUAGAGCUGUUCAGUUAUGUCAAAAGCCAUAAUAAUGAUUUUUUAAAUUAAAGUUGAUAUUGAUAUCACAGUUAUGAACAAUGAUUAGAGGAAUUUUUUCAACUUAAAACCUCUUAAGUUUUUGACAAACUCAAUGAGUGGGGAAACAAUUGUUAGGCCUACCUGUGUUUACUGAAGAAUGUCUGUCUAAAAUGAUGAUUGAAAUUAUUUAAAAAUCAAGUGUACUACUACUGAGAGAGACCAUGCAUCUACAGUAUAUCACAAAAGUGAGUACACCCUUUAGAUUUUUGCAAAUAUUCUGUUAUAUCCUUUCAGGGGAUAACACUAUCUUAAUGAAACUUUGAAAUAAUGCAAAGUAGUCAGUGUGCUGCUUGAAUAACAGUAUAGAUUUAUUGUCAAUUGAAAAUUACUCUGUACACAGCUGUAAACGUCUAAACAGCUGGCAACAAAAAUGAGUACACCCCGUAGUGAACAUGUCUAAAUUGUGCCCAAAGUGUCAAUAUUUUGUGUGACCACCAUUGUUAUCUAGCACUGCUUUAACCCUCCUGGGCAUGGAAUUCACCAGAGCUGCACAGGUUGCUUCUGGAAUCUUCUUCCACUCCUCCAUGGCGACAUCACGGAGCUCAUGGAUGUUGGACACCUUGCACUCCUCCACCUGCCUCUUGAGGAUGCCCCAAAUGUGCUCAACUGGGUUUAGGUCUGGAGACAUACUCGGCCAGUCCAUCACUUUAACCUUCAGCUUCUUCAGCAAGGCUGUUGUCAUCUUGGAGGUGUGUUUAGGGUCAUUAUCAUGUUGGAAAACCGCCCUACGGCCCAGUUUCCGGAGAGAAGGGAUCAUGCUCUUCUGCAGGAUGUCACAGUAUAUAGUGGAAUUCAUGUGUCCCUCAAUGAACUGCAGCUCCCCAGUGCCGGCUGCACUCAUGCAGCCCCAGACCAUGAUGCUGCCACCACCAUGCUUGACUGUAGGCAAAACACAUUUGUCUUGGUACUCCUCACCAGGGUGCCGCCACACACGCCGGACACCAUCUGAUCCAAACAGGUUUAUUUUGGUCUCAUCAGAUCACAGGACAUGGUUCCAGUAACUCAUGUUCUUCGAUUCAUUGUCUUUAGCAAACUGUUUGCGGGCUUUCUUAUGCAGCGGUUUCAGAAGAGGCUUCUGUCUGGGGCGACGGCCAUACAAACCAAUUUGAUGCAGUGUGCGGCGUAUGGUCUGGACACUGACAGGCUGACAUCCCACUUCUGCAACCUCUGCAGCAAUGCUGGAAGCACUCACACGUCUAUUUUUGGAAACCAACCUCUGGAUAUGACGCUGAGCACGUGGACUCAACUUUUUAGGUCGACCCUGGCGAGGCCUGUUGCGAGUGGAACCUGUCCUGGAAAACCGCUGUAUGAUCUUAGCCACUGUGCUGCAACUCAUUUUCAGGAUGUUGGCAAUCUUCUUAUAGCCAAGGCCAUCUUUGUGAAGCGCAAUAAUCCUUUUUUUCAGCUGCUCAGAGAGUUCCUUGCCAUGAGGUGCCAUGUUGUCCAGCGUUCAGAGAGAAUUGUGCCCAAAACACCAAAUUUAACAGCCUUGCUUAUCAUUUACACCUGAAUCCUUUUAACACUAACGAGUCACAUGACACCAGGGCGGGAAAACGACAUCAUUGGGCACAAUUAGGACAUGUUCACUGCGGGGUGUACUCACUUUUGUUGCCAGCUGUUUAGACAUUAACAGCUGUGUACUGAGUAAUUUUCAAAGGACAAUAAAUCUAUACUGUUAUUCAAGCAGCACACUGACUACUUUAAGUUAUAUCAAAGUUUCAGUAGGAUAAUGUUAUCCCCUGAAAGGAUAUAACAGAAUAUUUGCAAAAAUCUAAAGGGUGUACUCACUUUUGUGAUAUACUGUAUGCAUCUAACUUUAGGAGGGAAAAUUUACUCAACGAAAUGCCUGUAAAUUCAGUGAAUGAAACAAAACCCUCUGUGUCCUCGUUAAAAUUGAAGGAUUUGAGCUUUCAUUACAUUUGAUCACAGGCUGCAGAUUUAACAAAUUGUUUAGUCUUUUAUGUAACAUCCUUUAAAAGAUUAGUCCAUGAGCCAACACCCCAAAAUUGACCCAUCGCAAUAAAUUGGGUGGGCAAUUUCUGGUUUGUUUUUUUGAGUUGCUCCACAUCCCUAGUUUAUGGAUUGGCAUGAUAACCCUUGCAGACUGGUAGCUUAGUGAUUGUUAUCAUGCAUUUAAUCUAUGGAGUCCUGUAGCAGAAAUACCUGAAUUUCGUAUGGUGCUUGUUUGCUAUUAUGGGGCUUGUGGACUACUUGUUGACUGCUCUGCCCCCCUAAAUCAUUCUGAUUUAUUCCUAAGUCAUUGGAGAACUGAAAAAAAUAGUUUGAUUUGUUGUCCGGAUGAAAUUUAAGACUUUUAUAGCCCUCUUUUAAAAAAAUAUUCAUAGGCAGAAAUAGCAUUUUUAUUUUUCUCUUGUGUGUCUUUUCUCAGCAGAGCAAUUGGGUAAUAUUUGCAUCAUUUUAGGCACUGGAUUUGAAAUCUGACAAGUCUUACCUUUCAGCAGGUACCAAAUUUAUGCCUGUAGCCCUUAUAGUUUUGGAAAUACACACAAUUUUAUAUGCAUGUUGUAAUAUGCAGAAUUUUGGCUGGAUUGGAUCAAGACUCCAGAAUAAGAAUAAGAAGAACUUUAUUGAUCCCCAAAGGGAAAUUCAAUUGUCUGUUGUCUCACAUAAUAUGUCUAUAAAAGUUAUCUAUUAUUUACAUAAGAGUUAUAAAGCCUGAUGGCUGUUGGUACAAAAGAUCUUUUGAAUCUUUCUGUCCUGCAGCGAAGAGAGAGGAGCCGUCCACCACCAUUGGCCCUUUGGUCCAUUAAGGCGUUGUGAAGUGGGUGAUCCAUGUUCUUUAGAAUAGACUCCACCUUCCUCAGUGUAGAUCUCUCCACCACAUCCUCCACUGAGUCCAGCUUGAGUCCAACCACAGAGCCAGCCUUUUUCACCAGUUUGUUAAGACAUCUCACAUCUUUGUGUUUGAUGUUUCCUCCCCAGCAGACUGCAGCGUAGAACAGAACACUUGCCAACACAGACUGAUAAAACAUCUGCAGCGUCUUACUACUGAUGUCUAUUGAUUGGAGUCUUCUCAGGCAAAAGAGGCGGCUCUGCCCCUUUCUGUAGAUGAAAUCUGUAUUCUUAGACCAGUCCAACUUAUUAUCCAGAUGUAAAUUUAGGUAUUUAUAUGAUGUUACCACUUCGAUGUCCACUCCACACGUGUUCACUGGCUGAAGAGGGGGUUUAGAUCUACGGAAGUCUAUGACCAUCUCCUUUGUCUUUGAGGUGUUGAGGAGGAGGCAGUUUUUGUGACUUCAGUCACUGAAGGCUCUUAUCAGAUCUCUGUAUUCAGCUUCUUGUCCAUUUCUGAUACAUGCCACAAUAGCAGUGUCAUCUGAAUAUUUCUGAAUGUGGCAGGACUCAGUACUGUAUUUGAAGUCUGACGUAUACAGUGUGAACAGGAAUGGCGCCAGCACUGUCCCUCUGUAGUCAUUGAGUUCAGCAGGACAUUUUGUUCUUGGUACUGGCAAAUGUUUUCCACAGAGUAGGUACCCGCCCCAGCUGUAGACUCAGGUUGAAGAUCUUGUGGAGAAGUUGACACAGUCCUGUAGCACAGUCUCUAAGCAGCCUUGGACACACACCAUCUGGACCAGCUGCCUUUCCAGGACAAAGUCUUCCAAGCUCCAUCCUCACCCCUGUUUCUGUGACAGACAAGGGCUGGUGUUCUAGGAGGGAGGGAGUUGAAGUGGUUGAGACAUUUGAACGAGAUGGAGGAGGAAGGGGAGAAGUUGUAGUGGAGAUUUGUUGCAGAGAAGAAGGUGAAGUAGGAGUGGAAGUGGGAGUGACAGCAGUGUCAAAUCUGUUGAAGAACAGGUUGAGUUCAUCAGCUCUUUCCACAUCACCCACCACUGGCUGUCUUUUCUUUAUACUGCUGUGUCCAGAGAUGAUACUGAUUCCUCUCCACACUUCACAGAUGUUGCUGUGUUGUAGAUUCUUCUUGUUGCUUUCCAGCUUUGCCAUCUUCAGUCUCCUCUUCAACUCUUGUUGCACUUGUUUGAGUCGUUCUUUAUCACCAUCUUUAAAAGCUUUCUUUUUCUGGUUAAGGAUUGCUUUUAUGUCUCUUGUGACAUAUUCAGUAAAGCAGUCAACCUGUUUGUCAAUGUUCAUACUAUCCACAUCUGUUUCCAGCAGCACAUUCCAGUCUGUUGAUUUAAAACAGUCCCUUAGAGCUUCACUGGCUUGAGGUGUCCAUCUUCUGAUUUUGACUUCGGCCACAGGCUGCCUCAGUACAUAAGGCUGUAACAGGUUUGCAAAUAGACCAAGUUAUGAUCUGACUUGCCCAGUGGUGGUAAGGCAGUGGCUCUGUAGGCUUCUUUGACGUUGGCAUACAGCAGAUCCAGGGUCUUGUUUUCUCUGGUAGGACAGUUCACAAACUGUGUGAAUCCAGUCAGGUGAGAGGAGAGGGUGACAUGGUUGAAGUCUCUUGAUAUUAUUAGUGCCUCAGGGUGUUGAGUCUGUAGCCUGGCAACACUAUUUUGCAAAACAUCGCAACAUUCCUCAGUUGAUUUGGGUGGAAUUUAAACAACAUUUAAACAACUACUGUUAUGAUAUGACUAAAUUCUCUUGGAACAUAAUAUGGCUGAAGAGCAACUGCCAACAGUUCAAUAUCUGGACAACACAACUUCUCCUUGACAGUUAUGUGUGCAGGGUUACACCAUCUCUGGUUGACAAAUAAAGCCAGACCUCCUCCUUUCUUCUUGCCACUACCUUAAACAUCUCUGUCUGACUUUAUGAGAGUGAAGCCACGUAGAUCCACGCUGGAGUCUGAGUUGUUUUGAUUCAACCAGGUUUCAGUAAAACACAGGAAACUGCACUCACGGUAUGCUUUCUCAGUCUUCACCAAUAUCUCCAGCUCAUCGCUUUUGUUGGGCAGAGAGUUGAUGUUUCCCAUGAUGAUUGAUGGGAGAAAGGGUUCAUAUCGCCAUCUCCUGGUAGUGCAAUGGAUAGCACAUUCUUUACCUUUUUUACCUUUUUUGUGUUGUUCACCUUCACUGGAUUCAGUAGCCAUGUCUUUCCUGGGCUGUCCAUCAAGUUUCUGAAACACUGAGAUAAAAUAUAUUUUAAAAGGGUUGUGAGAAUAAUUUGCUAAUUUAAAUGUGCAAUAUGUAGCUUGCACCUUUUAAAAUGUGAAUAGGCCUACCAAGUUCUAUACAUGCUAGUACAACGUGUGUGUGUGUGUGUGUGUGUGUGUGUGUGUGUGUGUGUGUGUGUGUGUGUGUGUGUGUGUGUGUGUGUGUGUGUGUGCAGCUUUAAUUUGUUUAUCUUUCAGAUCAACAAGCUAGCUUGCUGACUAGCAUUUGCUAACACAACUAUCAUCCUGAUCUACAUUACAUUUAUUGGCUUUCUCCCAUAACAUUUAUGGUACAUUAUUGUGACAGCAGGUUCAUUGUUUUUGUGGUUUCAAUUCACCAAAUGCAGUUCUAUCUCCUCCUCUAAUGAAACAAUAUCAAUCUCCCUCCCCAUCAUUUGUCUCAGCAAACCUAGCUUGCGCUGUUGGAGCAGUCACACCCCCAGUGGCAUCACUUCACCAAUAAUAGUCAUAUCACAACAUAACACACCCCCAAAUAUUUUAUUUUAUCACCAGAUGUGUUUGAUUAAUGUAGGUUGAAUAAUUCACAUGGGAAACAGAAAAUCUUUCUUACCUAAGUGAUUGAGAGAUGAGUGUAACAGCUUGGAGAUGUCAAAAACCAGAAAAUCUUGUUGUGCAUGUGAACAUAAAAAUGUAUGUAUUUCCAAAACUAUAAGGGCUACAGGCAUAAAUUUGGUACCUUCUGAGAGGUGAGACUUGUCAGAUUUUAAAUCCAGUGUCUAAAAUGAUGCAAAUAUUACCCAAUUGCUCUGCUGAGAAACGAUACACAAGAGAAAAAUAAAAAUGCUAUUUCUGCCUAUGAAUAUUUUUUAAAAAGAGGGCUAUAAAAGUCUUAAAUUUCAUCUGGACAACAAAUCAAACUAUUUUGUUUAGUUCUCCUAUGACUUAGGAAUAAAUCAGCCCCAUAAUAGCAAACAAGCACCAUACGAAAUUCAGGUAUUUCUGCUACAGGAUUCCAUAGAUUAAAUGCAUGAUAACUAUCACUAAGCUACCAGUCUGCAAGGGUUAUCAUGCCAAUCCAUAAACUAGGGAUGUGGAGCAACUCAAAAAAACAGCCCACCCGAUUUUUUGCAUUUAGUGGUCUGGCUCAUGGACUAUAUUGAGACUGGUGGUAUGACAGCCUCUCUCUCAUUCUGCUCAUUCUGUCUCUCAGCUUUUCAGACACACACAGAAAAACACUUCUGCCUCCUCUCCUCCCUCCUCCUCACUUCCUCUCCUCUCUCCUCCUUCUACUACUCCUCUCCAUCUGUGGCUGCUUAAUAUAUUGUCACCGCUGUUAUAAACGGUGUCGAAAAUACAGGGGCCUACCAUUAAUCCUUACUAGAGCCUUGACAUCCUCUUGCUCCCAAACUUUUAACGUUGAUCUGAGCAGCUUAGGAUGAAGUGAAGGAGAGAGCUUUUUAAGGAGAGCCCACGCUCUGCUGUUAAUGAACAUGAGUGUGCACUUCAAUGGCCAUUCAAAACAUAACUGGGGACAUUACAGUGGGCGGCAGAAUGAUCGGUCAGAUCAGGAAUCCGAACUCACUAUGUUGCUAAAAUCAAUGCAUAAAUCAUCAGUAAUUGCCUUAGUUUUCAAAGGACUGCAUCCAGACAAUGUCUGACAAUACACAGAAACAGAAAGAGUCUGACUUUCUAAGCAAGAAGACUUUGCAGUUAGUUGGUAUGUCAUACUGCUAUGUUAUAAGAGCUUAUAUUAUAAUCCAAACAAUACGCAAGAGGUCAACAGUAAUGGCAAAUGAUGUUUAUGGCUUUAAUUAGUUGGUGCCAAUUCUCUGCUGCGGACACCAAAACAGGUUAUUUUUUUCCUGUUCAGUUAUAUUUUUGAGAUGUCAGAGAGUAACUACCCAUAGAGAACUUUUUGAUGCCCCUCUGAGGGGAAAAAAAACACAAAGCCCUCUCACCACAACAACUUGUGAACCAGCCGCCACUUACCAUAAAAAUGGCCCUUUUAAACGUCUGCUCUCUGCUGAACAAGUCUUUUAUUGUCAAUGACCUGGUUUUAGACCACAAACUGGACUGUUUUUAACUGAAACAUUACUGGGUGCGGAUGCACCAGUUGUUCUCACUGAGCCCCCCCACCUAAUUUUAACUUUGCAUUUUCUGUUAGGUGUGGUAGAAGAGGAGGUGGCACAGCAGCUUUAACCUCAAACACCCUGGCCACCAAACCUGGUUUAUUCGAUAGAUAUACCACUUUUGAGUACAGUGCAAUUGUUUUUAGCAGUACUCCUAUCCUGUGUGUCACAGUAUACAGACCACCCAAGAAAUGCACUGCUUUUACCGGUGAAUUAGCUGAAUUUUUAUCAACUUUACACAACUCCUACAGCAUGAUUGUUUUAACCAGUGAUUUUAACUUGCAAAUAGAUAACUCCUCUGAUCCGAUUUCCACAAAGUUUUUAAAUGAUCUGAAUUAUAUGGAUUGUAUUCAACAUGGCACACAGCCAACUCACAACAGAGGACAAACGCUGGACUUGGUCAUCACCUACGGCAUGUCCACCCGUGUGUCCUCUGUUGUAGCCUUGGUUGUCUUUGACCACUACUGUGUGCUUGUAAAGUCACCGGUUUUAUCCAGCGGGAGACCUCUGUGAGAACUGUGAGGAAGCACCAUCUGACCCCUGAAGUGGCUGCAAAUUUUAUUGAUGUUUUAGAUAAAAGUCCUCCAACUGUUUCACCUGCCCCCUGUGAUUUUAUUGUAGACAAUUUUAACAGAAGGCUACAGACAGCCCUUGAACCAGUCGCUCCACUGAAAACAAAAAAUGUCCGACCCAAAUCCAUACCUCCAUGGAGAAAUGAGGAGCUUAAAAAGUUCAAAAGGCAAUGCGGGGUGGCAGAGCGCAGAUAAAGAAAACACAAAACAACAAUAAAUCAUCAAUUGUUCAAUAAUCAACAAAGAAUCUAAAACAAUGCCAUAAGAACUGCAAGAAACAAUUACGUCUCCAAAAUAAUUACUAACCACAAAAAUAACACCAAAGUUCUCUUUUUAACAAUUGAUAGCAUUUUAAACCCUGAUUUUAAUAAUCGUCAUUUUAAUCCCUCUGACUCCCUCUGUGAGGAAUUUGCAGACCACUUAAUGGGGAAGAUAGACACAAUCAGAUGCAACAUUUUAUCAUGUUAAAUUACUCCUUUUAAUGCAUCUAAGUGUUUGUCUUUACCUGAGGAAACACUGGACAGUUUUGUUCUGGUUAAUGCUGAGAUGCUGGAUAAAGUAUUCUCCUCAGUGAGGCCCACCACAUGUCUUUUAGAUUCUGUCCCAACCUCACUCUUUAAGUUAUUUUAUGAUUCUUUUAGAAACGAGCUUUUAAACAUGAUGAAUUGCUCUCUUCAGAUGGGGGUAUUUCCCGCUGCCUUUAAAGCGGCAGUGGUGAGACCUCUGCUGAAGAAGAGCAAUUUAGAUUUUAAUGAUUUGAACAAUUAUAGGCCAGUGUCUAACUUACCAUUUUUAAGCAAGAUUUUAGAAAAGCUUGUUUUUAUCCAACUUAAAGAAUUUUUAGAUAAUCAUAAUAUUCUUGAAAAGUGUCAGUCUGGUUUUAGGGUGAACCACAGCACAGAGACUGCCUUGGUAAAGAUUUUAAAUGACAUUAGAUCUAAUUAUGAUGCACAAAAGGUGACAGUGUUGGUUCUUCUGGAUCUUAGUGCUGCCUUCGAUACAGUAGACCACACUAUUCUAAACCACCUAAAACACCUUGGCCUCUCAGGUACUGUUCACAGAUGGUUCACCUCCUACUUGACAGACAGGACAUUCAUGGUAAGUGUAGACACGUGCUCCUCCAAAGUCUACAAAAUCACAUGUGGUGUACCCCAGGGUUCGAUUUUAGGCCCUGUGCUUUUUAACCUGUACAUGCUCCUUCUUGGUGGUGUCAUCAGGAGACAUGGGCUGUGUCUCAUUUCAGAGACCGCAUCGACCUAAGUGCCCUUCUGCACCGUCGAACGGUGCAUUUGAAGUGUGCAUGACGUCACGACGGUGCGAACGGUGUCCCGUUUGGCACGAGAUGCUAAAAAAUGCUAAGCGCGCUUAGCAUGUUUUCAAGCGUGCAUUUAUCCACGCUUUCGUGCCGUCGGUAUCCCAGAAUCCUUUGCGUGCCGCUGCACAGCUGCGCAUUUCAGGUGAGAGGCUGGACUCGCUUGGAGACGCAGCGCGUCUUCAAAGAAAUUACAAGCAAUCCAAAAACAGCAGACAGUCAGCUCAGGCUGUAUGAGAGCAUGAUCUCUGAACUCACUAAAAUCUGUUAACCAAACAUUAUAGAUUUAGAGACGAACUGAUCCGCUCUGCUUCAACAAUCAAAAACAUUAGAAAUAAGAAAGCUGACAAAACUACAGCAGAGUAUCAGGACAACAUUGAGGUUUUUUUCUUUUAAGAUUUAGAGAUUAAAGUUGUAAAUUUAGGAGAAUAAAGUCAUAAAGUAAAUAAAGUCAUAAAGCUGCUUUUGCGGAGGGGGAAAUGACUGAAGCUGGUCAUCUGCAGGGUUAUCUGUGGAUGUAUCAGCGGGUCAUUCAGAGAGAUUUUGUGGUUUCUGAAGAAACAAUCAAACUGAUGAUGAUCAACAUUUGUGAUCCAGAGGGAGUCGAGCUCCGACGAGCACCACGUCUCUGACACCGGCCGUAGCCUACACCUGCAGAGACACCAACACCUUAGGUAAACCAUUCAGAUAGGGGAGCUGAUUAGAUUUUCGAUCACAACUGUCAAUGUCACUUUUCACUUUCAGAUGGAAGUGGAUGAAGCAGAGGAUGAGGAAGAUGAGGAGCCUCAUUUCUCAAGCAAGGACUUGAUGAAGAUCAGGGGUGCAGUGGUUUACCUGGUACAGAGCCUCCUCAGACUCCUGCAGACGUUUUCUCUCAAGAACAGACAACAGAGCGCCAGCAACUGCACACAGGUAACUCACAAACGGGCCCUCUCCCCACCACACUGCAGUGUCGUCAUGCUCUAACUGUGUCCCCUUUUCUCUGCAGAUCUUCAGCAAGCUGCUUUACUUUGAGCCUGUUGUUGGACAGCCAAACUUUGCUGUAGAACAGUGAGUUCCUCUAAUCCUGGCUCUUUUUACAUCAUUAGUUAAAGAAAAAGUUAGCUCUGCCCCCCCAAUCACUCUGCUUUAGUCUAACUUCUCAGAGGCAUGAUGGCGGAAAAAAUUGUCCUUUCGCUGUGAUUAUAUUAGAGGUAGUAAGAGGCAAAGUGAGAUGGCUGUAAAAUGUUGGAACUGACAAGAGCAGCGUGUGUGUGUGCAUGCGUGCGUGUGUGUGUGUGUGUGUUUUUGUGAUGCUGCUGCUGUGAGUUAAGAAGUUAUUUCUCUUGUGCUCCCACAACAUCAUCCAGUGACCAUACAGACCGCUUUUUGUUUGUUGCGUCCGAGAGCUGCUCAGAGGAGAGAGGAGGGGUGAAAAGUUAAGAGAGUAGCUAUCACGGAAGUCUUAAAAAGAACACGCCCCAUAUCAGACAACAAGGGAUGCUAGCGGCCACAUUGUUGUGGCACACUUGUUAAAAACUAUAUCCUGUGUAAAUAUUUUGUGUUGAAGCUGACAGGUAAUGUUAUUUCUUCACAGAGAUAUCACCAAGCUGAGGAACAUUUCUGAGAUGGCUUUCUAUGGUCUACGGUUGCUCUGCUCUCCAAAGCACGGUGACCAGAAAGAAGUAAGAUCCAGUAAUCAUCUUCUGUGAUUGGCCAACAGUUGGUGUUCCAUGAACGUUAUUGAAGAUAUUUUUUCUGUAUGUAACACUUGGACUUUAAACCAUCUGUCUUUCCUUGCUGUGUCUCCUUUUUUCAUGACACACAGAGACCACAUGUCCUUAUAGACUCACAUUAGUGUAACACACAAAACAGAGGGAUGGUUCCAGCUUGGAAGAUCAGUUAAUCACAGUUUUGUUGUUGUUGCAGUUGGAGUAUUCACAUUACAGGAGUCAGAAUUUGUUUCAAAAAUGAGACAAAUUAGACAAACAUUCAUAAAAACAUUACUUUCUCAGUCAACAUGGUGAUAUUUUGUAUUAUGGUCAUACUUUCACACCAUUAAUGCAGUCAUAUGAGGCUCCAGUUAGCCAUCAGCUACCUUCAGACCAUUGGUCUGCACAUGAGCACAAUCAUUUUUAGCAUAUUCGAAAGAACUCUGACUCCAUUUCUUGUCGCUCACAUUUGCAGACUUACUUCAAACUUUGUCUAUCUUUUUUUUUCUAAAGGGUUUGGUUUACGCUUUUUUGGAUCCAUACAGCAGGCUUCUCAGUGCAUUGUGCAUGAUUUCUGAAUGAGAAAAUAGAAACAUCCAUGAUCUUUUCUGAUUAACUGCAUAUUCACGUCUAUGCUAACCACAUCUUGGAUUUAGUGUGUGUACCUCAAGCAUACCACUAGAUGUUGUGUAGGAUCAGCUGCUUUGCAGAUAGUCACCUUCUUAAAUAUGUGGUCCAAGUAUUGCUAGAAGAAUCUCAGACUGGACCACUUUCAUCCUGUAAUAUUCCUAAAAGCGAUCAGGGACUACAAAAUCAUCCCAACUACAUGAUAACUUUUUUUGUAAUGUCACAUUUUUGUAAUGUGAAUUCUGUCAUCAAAAUACAAAUAUACUGUUAGUGCUUCAGUCUCAGUGAGCAAGGUCUCUGUGUGGGAUUUUAUUUUUUCCCACCCGAAGAAACAAAAACUCAGAGGUCAAACCAGUGCUGAUUUUAACAUGCAAUCCGUGAAAAACAGCAGCCAGAUAGACAUCUAAACAGAAUUUUCUCUUUUUUUUGUUCAUCACAUUUCAAACCUUUACUACAAUAUUGAACCACCUCACCACACGUAGAAUAUUUUUCUGCUCCAGUGCAGGUGUUGUCCUAACACGCUCUGCUGUCUGUCUCUCAGUCCUUGCGGGGGGUUUUUCACAGGCUCCUCUACGUGAUCCUGAUGAUGAACAAAGGCACCAGAGGGAAGCCCUCCCUCCUUGUACCCAAUCAGGCUGUCCUUGCUACCCGCAACCAGGCCAUCAGUUUUAUUUGGUAAACAGCUUUGUUUAAUCACACUGAGCAGAACUAUAGUCAUAGUUUAAAAACCCAUUUACCAGGACUCUAUUCAGACUGCAGUGACUCUGCUCAGCUGAAUGUGUACCUUUACCCUGAAAGCAUAUUUUGUGUGAUUAGCAUAAGCCAUUAGCCUGUUGAUGGUAAUUGGGUGAAAGUUGGUUCAAAGCUGUACAAGUUGAACUGGUUUGAAUGAUCAGAACUUACAGGGAGGGUUGUGUUUAUUAAAUUUGAAGCUGCAUGAGAUACUGGAGAGUGAAUUACUCCCUGGGGGUCCUGUAGGUUAGCAGACCCCCUUGGUUGAGAAACUGAUUGGAGAACUGGAGAGGGAGCAGGGUCCGAAAGCCAGUUCCUCCACAUGCAGCACACUGAGCUGAUCAAUUUUAUGAUAUCGAGUCAACUUGACACUUAUAUGAUAUAUUUGUUAAUACCUUGUUAAUUAGUGUCUGACUUCUGUUUGUUUGUUUGACAGUCAUCUUAUGGGUGAGCUGAAAGAGCUGGCGCUGCCUUUCCUCCAAAUCCUUCUCCAGCAUAUCUGCUAUCAGGUGACGCUUUCAGCAGUGACAGAGCUGCCAAAAAAAAAACGAGAACUGUCUGUGUGAAGCUUAAGGACUGUGUUAUCUGCUUUGCCUUAAAGUUAUGAGGGCAGAAUUAUUCCAGGAUUUUAACUCAUGUCUUUAUUUGUGGAUUUUAACUGAUGAAUCAUACAGCACUAUCAGUUGAUGCACUUGUUUAAAUGGCAUGUUUCUUUUGUGGAUGUUUAGAUGGUGGAAAAAAGCGAGUAUCGAAGUCAUGGAGCACAGGCUGUGGGUAUGCUGACGUCUCAGAUGGAGAAUAAAGACUACGCUGACUUCAUCAAGUGGCUGUUUAACUUCUCAAGAUGCUCAAAGGUCACACAGCCUGAUGUCAACACCUCAAAUAUUGAUGCCCAUGACUAUCACUUUAUUUUAAUGUCUGGGAUGGAAGAGAAUAACACCACUGUGUCUUUGAAAGGCACAAUUCAGUCAUUAAAAAUUAAGGCUCUCCUCACACGAGGACGGCCCCGUAUUGUCUUGGCGUAGGCACCAAAACAUGUAUCGCUAUUUACACAUUGUAUUGUACGUAGGCUUAGUGCAUUUACAUGACAACGCAAAAUCCUGUAGUACAUACGCCCGGCUUAAAGGUGACACUGAAAUUGCCACAAAGCACCAAAUACAGAGAAUGCGCAUACGUGUGUGUGUGUGUGUGUGUGUGUGUGAGACAACGUGGGUUGGGGGGCGGGGAGGAGGACGGUUGCUAUGAGGUCACCUUCUUUUCCAGACUUAUCUAUUUACACCAACUACGGCAUGAAGACGAAUACCCAGAUAUCCACCAGCAGACCUGUUUUCAAAAAAGAUGCGGAGUCAUGGACAAAUGAGCGUCUCUGUGUGUCAAUAUCAUAGACUGUAUAUAGAAUGGACAGAGUCUGCCUCCUUGCUGGGUGAAGCCACUCCGAGAACAGCACCCUCUGAUGGUGGGCUGCAGUACAGAUCAUAAAUCCCGCCUCCGCCAGCAAAGCUUAUGGGACUGUGGACAAACUUUAGAAAUUUAUUACACAGAACAUAAAUUUUUCUCCCCCCUGCUUGUGAUGUUGACAUGUAGUUAUUGUAAGACUGGUUUGUGCUCAGGUCCUUUUUUUCUGUACAGCUCCGUUUUUAAAAGUUAUUAGGGGGUUCAUGUUUUCUGUGAUUGACACCUGGUACAGCCUAUGGGCGUUCAGGGAUUGCGUAGCUCUCCCGGGGGAUACGCUGUUUGAGCCGAGCGUCAUCACAGGGACUCUUGGCGACUGCGCGGCCGAAUGCUCACAACACUACUGCACAGCUCUGGUUUCGAGGAAGUGGAGAAAAACCCGGAAUUACCGAGAGCUUUUUGGCUUCAAAUCCGUAUACAGGCGGAAGGCGGAACCACGUUGUCCAUCUUAUAUACAGUCUAUGGUCAAUAUCACCAGAUCGAUAGUUUAUUUUACCGGUGUCUUACAAAUUCGUACUCGUCCACCUUAGACAGCUCAUUUGAGAGUGUAACAAUGACUAACACCAGUAUCAAGUACUUUGGGUUUGAGCUUCCACUUGUGAAAAAAGGAUGUAAGUGCAGUUAACUAGACUUAAUUUAGUGAGCAAGCUAAACAGGAGCAGAGAAAUGUGUGCCUGAUUGCAUCAUGUUGGAAGGCUGGGGGUCCAUAGGAAAUCUUAGGUUUGGCAUGUUAUAAUUUGCUACAAAAGCUGAGUUAAAGGGAUAUUCCGGCGUAACAUUAAGAAAGAAAAUGUAUUCCGAAUGGUUGGGGUGGUUGAUGCCGAUUGUUAUUACCAAAAGCGUCCCUUUAAACACUUGUUCCGACUGCGACUCUCUAACCUGACUUGGUCUUCACUCUUUAGCCUUUGGCUUAUUUAUAGAGGUCAGUACAGGAGGUUUCAUUUUUAACACUCUGGCAUAAAACACAACCACAGGUGCCGUGCCUUCUCCUUUAAUAACAUAACAAGGCGUAAAUACAGCGCAAUGAUGACACAGCUUCACAGUGCAACCUUUGACAGAACAGUGAAAUAAGUAAGCAAGGGCGCCAUUUAGUGAUAACAUUUAACAGGGGAAAAAAUCCUGAAAUGGAUGAAGUGAGCCACUACCACGUUUGUUGGUUUGUUGACAGCACAGGCGUAAACACAACUCUUCUUCUACAGUUGUUUUAGCGAAAUUAUACAACUGCACAUGUCCAAAUGCUUAUACUGUGAAUAAAACUUGGUGUACGUAUACGGUCCAUGUACUUAGCGGCCAACGGAUUUUUGUUUUUAAAAAAAAAAAGAAAAACGGGAGAUUAGCGGUCUCCCGAUGACCAGUAGGGAUUGGAAAAUAAAAAACGGAAAACUAAUUCGUUUUGAUCUUAAGGAUCAGAGAACAAAAAAACAACUCAUUUAUUUAAAUUUCUUUCCUGUGGCUUUAAAUGUAAAUCGAAGAUCAAAAUACGUGGGUGGAAAUCUUGUGUUUCAAGUUUCAUUCACUUAUUUGUCGCAACCAUAGACUGUAUAUACUAUGGACAACUUGGUUCCGCCUCCCGCUUGUAUAUGGAUUUGAAGCCAAAUAGCUCUCGAUAUUUCUGUGAUUUUUCUUCAUUUCCUGAAACCAGCGCUGCACAGUAGCAAUGCGCACAUUUGGGCGCGCAGUCGCCGAGAGUCGCAGUGAUGACGCUCGGCUGAAACAGCAUAUCCCUGGGUAAGCUACGCAAUCCCUGAACGCCCAUAGGCUGUAUCAGGUGUCAAUCAUAGAAAACAUGAACCCCCUAAUAACUUUUAAAAACGGAGCUGUACAGAUAAAAGAGGACUUGAGCAAAAAACAGUCUUACUGUAACUACAUGUCAACAUCACAACCAGGGGGGAGAAAAAUUUAUGUUCUGCGUAAUAAAUUUCUAAAGUUUGUCCACAGCCCCAUAAGCUUUGCUGGCGGAGGUGGGAUUUAUGACCUAUACUGCAGCCCAUCAACAGAGGGUGCUGUUCUCGGAGUGGCUUCACCCAGCGAGGAGGCAGACUCUGUCCAUUCUAUAUACAGUCUAUAGUCAUAAAUCCCGCCUUUUUUUAUUGUUUGUUUUAUUCACAAACAAGUGAAUAAAACUUGAAACACAAGAUUUCCACGCACAUAUUUUGAUCUUCAAUUUCCGUUGAAAGCUACAUCACAGAAAGUCAAAUACGGAUCUAUUUUUUCAUUCACUGAUUUUUAUGAUCAAAAUGAAAAAUGGAAUUCCCUACUGGAAUUCUCAGAUUCCCUACUGGUCAUUGGGAGACAGCCCAUCUCCUGAUUUUUGUUUUUUCAUUUGAAAACGAAAAUCUGUUGGCCACCAAGUACACUGACUGUAUACACACAUCAUGAUCUAUUUAAUUUUGCACCCAUAUAAACAGUGGAUUCAGACUAUCCAACCCCUUUCAUUGUUAAAAUGAGAAAAAAAAAUUGCCCUUGUAAACAUGGUUUAUGUUACAGGGAACAAUAACAUCACUCUUGCAGAACUGAAAGAAGAAAAGCAACCAACCAAACUGAUAAAAAGGGCGUUAUAACAGCGUUUUUACUUCUUGGGAAGAUUCAGAGUCCCUUAAAGCACUUUACAUUGGAUACAUCAUUCAUUCGCUCACACAGUCGCACCCUGUUGGUGGUAAACUACCUUAGUAGUCACAGCUGCCCAGGGACAAAUUGACAAAAAUGUGACUGCCAGUUUGCACCUACGGCCUCUCCGACCACCACCACAUAACACUCACAAUCAUACACAAGUGGAGGACACACACAGUGGCCCUCAUUUAUCAAUCUUGGGCAGAUCUGAGCGCAGGAUUCAUCGUACGACAGGAUUUAUGAAAGGGUUCGUAUCUGACCAAUCCCAGCGUAUGUAUGAUAGGGUCUUGAUAAAUACAGCGGCUGAAAUUGAUCGUCAUUAACAUGUUUACGCCCUUAAAUAUUUGUGGUUCAGAAGCCUCGCCCACUGAGGUCAAACAUGAAAGAGGAGAAAUAUUAGAAAGAUACGAAACUUUUCCAAGCUUAAAGUGGAUAUCCUCGCGUCUGUGGUGGAAACAACAACAAGGAUUUUCUCUUUGGAAGCAUCAAAACUGGUAUAAAACCAGUCCAGAAAGCUCCUGUCUGGAGCAGGAUUAUGGUGGCGGUAAACAGCGCUGCCGCGGAAUAGCGGACAGUGGCUAAAGUUUGAAUGAAUCAUUAGUCAAUAAGUUGCUCAUGAUGAUGAAUUAAUAUCUCAUACAUGCCUCAUAUUUGUUUAUUGCCAUGACAUAGGGUAUGUUGCUCCUAUUAUUGAAAGUAUUUAGUUUUAAUUUGUUGCAUCUUUGUAAUGUAGAGCAGACUGGAGAGUCUGACAGAGGCUCAACAAAAAUAAUUAUUAACGUCACUAAAUGGUGUGUUGCUGCCCCUGAGGCACAUUUUUAUGGAUUUCUAUUGGUUUUUUAUUACUGAUUUAAUAGCAAGAGCACUUUCUAAACUUACACUUUACAUGUCAGAAUCCAUCGAUAAGGUCCUGUCUCCUCUGCACAGCACCUUUGUGGAGUCUCUCCUCGUUAUUGUUCUCCGGGCAUCGGGUCCUCAUGUUAGACCGGCACAGCCAACGGCACUCCAUUUGCCAGUGCAACAUUGUGCAAAACUGUACUGGCCCAAAUGAUGUCCCACACCCUUUCAGGAGUGUACAACAACGUCCCCGCUGUUGGACCAAGACAGAGACACCUGCCUUUUAGGAGUCAAACGCAGCGCUCCACAGUGGUGCGUGUGCGUAAUGUUGAAACGGCGCUCCUGCUCUGUGGCAGUGUUUCUGGGCAGGGUUAUCAAAUAGGUCUAUUCACUAAGGACAUGACAAAUUUAUUUUAUUUUAAUUACGUCUUAAUCUUUAAUGAAAUCUGGCUGGCUGUGCUUAAUGACCGGUUUGAGGUUUGUUUAUCAAUUAUUUUGAGACAGACAUUUGCUGCACCGCAGAUCCACACUGACUCAAACUUGCGUACACGAUGUCAGACCUGUCGUGAGAUUUGGUCGUAGCGUACGCUCACGUGCAGAUUGAUAAAUGCCAAUCCUCACGUCAAAAUUUUCGUAUGCAAGGUGUACGCAAGUUUUCUGCCGUACGCAAGCUUGACAAAUGAGGGCCACUGGGAGCAAAGUGGUUAAGUGUCUUGCCCAAGGACACAACGGACAGACUAGGGGGGAAUCAAACCACCAACCCUCUAGUUAUUGGACGACCACUCUACCUCCUGAGCUACUGCCGCCCCACUUUGGAUUAUUCAUCUAAAAGUCAAGAUUAUAAAGAGCAUUUCAUCGCAGUCAUUUGAUUCCCAAAUUCAGACAAUGGUCAAAAUGAUUUUGCAUAGUUUGGAAAGAAAUUUUGAAACGCAAAUAAUAAAAUAUAUAUAAAUAUAAUAAAACAUGUCAUCGAAAAUGAAAUUCAUUUCAUUUAACUUUUGAAACUGCAACUGUGACAAACAAAAUGACCUCCACAUAUUUGACAGACUUGCUAUUUUAAAGGUUUUCCAGUCAGUGUAAUCCUUUGAGUUGGGUCUGUUGUGCUGGCUCCUGUAGAUGGCACAUCGGCUGUUCUCUGCGGACGUGGUGAUGGUUUUGCUGGAGCUGCCAGAGAGGACAUCUGAGGACUGUCAGGAUCCUGAACUGGCAAGUUUUCUGCCUCACAAGUUUCUGAUCCAGGAUUUGCUGUUCCCUCGACGGAUGGACGACUCCCCGACUGUCCAAGGCCACGUCUUCAACUGCUUGGCCCAGUGUUUAGAGCUGCCUUCACUCAAUGUUACACGGGCUGUCCACAGCCUCUUCUCUGCCAGUGAGAAACACACACACACACACACAGAGCUGCCUAACAACAAAUGAAAAGUUUGAAAAGGUGUGUCCUCUUUGGACUCAUUUUGGAAAUAGAACUAGGACCCAUUGCAGGAAACAAUGUACUGAUGAGGUUAAAUUGUGAAAACAUGUUAAAGGAAAAUCACAUGAGAAUGUAAGGGAAAACUUACUUCGAGCUUAAAUAGCGCAAUGUUUCCCUCAUGAACUGUUUACAUGAACACAUCUCCCCUAAAGUACCCUCUCUGCUUUCUCUGUUUAGCUGGAACACACACUGAGUUGGAAAGUGAAAUCACAGAAGGUAAAUGUUCCCCUUGAAAAUAGAGCUUGAUGCAUUUUAACCACAAUGUCAGAUAUGUUUGCUGUGUCUGUCUAAUGUUAGCCGAGCUACCUCCAACCUUCAGUUCUCUUUCAGGUUCGCAUUCACAUGUUUGUGCUAGUUUCACUCUGCUCUGUUUGAGUUAACCAGUUAGCUUCCAUAUAACUUCAUAUACAUGACAGACACACAAAAAUGCAUUCAAAUGUGCACAUUUAGUCAACUCAGCAAUCAAACCUUGCUUGCUGUCUGAAACGCUGAUCAUAAGUUGUGUCCAAGCUGUCGCUCAAGCUUAUGGUGACUGCCAUGAUGCAAAACUGCUCUACAUCCUGGAUGGAAAGAAGCAGCACGGAUGACAGCUGGUAGCACAAUGCUCUCUGUCAGUUUUUUGAUCUAGGAAAUGGAUAUAAAGUUGAAUACAGGCUAUUUCUGUGUAAACUGAUGUGUAACCAUUUGGCUGGAGCUAUGCCUAACAAAAUAGAACAUGAGGAAGUGAACCUGAAAAAAAGAUCCUGUGUGAAGAGUAGAGUUGUACAAUAGUAAUAACUGUGUAAGUACUGCUUUAAAUGUGGUAUCUGGGUGUCUCUGUGGCCUAUCUAUGCCUUUCAAUGCUACAGUCCAGUACCAUGACCAUUUAGCCUUUAAAACCACUAAACUCAGUACGAUUACCCCAGUCCUAUUAGUUAACCAUGAUUUGAAAUUUUAUCCUGAGACCUGGCACACUCUGUAGCAAGUGUUGGCAUUAAAUAGACUUGACUUUGUGUUUCAGAGACUUUGUGUUCCCAGCAGACUCAGAAAACCUACCGCUCUCUACCGUUCCAGACCGUGGAGAUCACCACCACCAACAACAACAACAGCAGCUCUAGCACUUGUGGUAAGCCAAACCCACUUGAAGGUGUCAGUUGAACAGUUAAACUUGCCUGGAGUGGGUACUGGGAGGAGUUCUAUCAAUAGAAGUCUAAGUUUAUUAACUGUGCUUCAAAGAAAUUAAAACAUUUAUGACUUACAUCCUUUUCGUGCAGCAAAAGAAAACUUGGCUCAUCUUCUGGAGCAAGUGAAAGACCCAAUGAUGAAUGUGAGGAAAUCGGCCCUUCAGGUAUAUUUUUCCUUUAUUUAGAAGGGACAGCGCAUAUUAAUGAACAUAAAAAUGUAAAUAUGCCAGAAUUAGCCAAAGGCUACUUUUCAUCUGUAGUCCCUGGCAGGUCAAAAGAAUAACAUUAAUAACGAUACAAGGAGAAAAUUAAACUGACACACAUCAAUGCACCAAUGACAAAAAAAAAAAAAAAAAAAGACACACUAAGAAAGCUUAAAGCUUGAUUUGAUUUAAAGAUUAGUGCUGACAGAUCUGCUUGCUUUUCAGCCACUUCUUUAGAUUAACUUUAAAAGUGUUAAAGGUGGAACAGCCUCUUAUUGGAGAUGGAAUCUCGUUCCAGACCUCCAUACCUCUGACUCCUGCUUACUGAAGGUUGUUUGUCUGUGUGGUACUCCGCACUUACCUCUAGUGGAGGCUCUGGUUGUUCUCCCACUGGUGCUGGACCUGAACAUGAUGAAUUCACCCAGAGGUGGUGGAGCAAGUCCAUGCAAGAUCUUAUAUAUGGAGCAAGUUUUUGCAGAAUAGGGCAGUGAUGGGUGAAAAAUGGUUUCCUAUCCAAUACUUUUACAGUUUUUUUGAAGAGAGAUUCUAUUGGUUUUAGUGUGCUUGGGCUUGUCAGUGACCAGUUGGUGAUGCAGUAUUCUAAGUGGGAGAAAAUCAUACAGUGCAGAAACAUUUUUGCAGCCCUCUCUGUGAGUGACGAUCUGAAAUUGUUGAGACUGAAAUUCACCAUUUUACAUAAUUCUUUUGGGUUUUUUUAAAAGUUAAGUUUGAGUCAAGGGUGUCACCAAGAUAUUUAAAUUCAUGUACAAGCAGGAGCUCCUCACCUUUUACAAAUAUAUUUGAACUAAACCGCACUUUUGGACGCUUUGAGAAUACCAUACAGACAGUUUUUUGGGGAAUUUAGAAGAAGACAUGAAUUGGUGAGCCACUUGUCCACUGAGUUUAUUGCAGAUGUCAAUUUUCCUGAUACUUCUUCAUCCGACGUUGCUUUUGUGAACAGCAUCAUCUGCAUAGAGCUGUGUGUCGACAUUUUGGCAGAUAUUUGGCAAAUCAUUAAUAUAUAAGGAAAAUAAAAUAGGCCCAAGUAUGGAACCUUGAGGAACUCCAACAUACAUGUGGUUUACCUCUGUUCUUGGUUGCUUUUAAUCCACAGGCAUUAUCGGGUCUCCUUAAACAUGGUGUGAUCCCAACCAGCUCGGAAAACUUGACUACACUGUCUGAACGCUGCAGAGACCCGGCUGUGUCCGUUAAGAAGAAGGCCCUGCAGUGUUUGGGAGAGCUGCUAGCUGUGAGUGUCAAAAAGCAGCUCAGUGUGGCAGGAACCAGAACAUAGAAACUGUUAUAUUUAGGUGUACAAGAAUCUCUGUGUCAGCAUUUUAUUGACAACAAUAAUCAACAUCAGAAGUCAUGUUUUCAUACUUUUGAUCUCCUGCUGCAUAAACAAAUGUACAUGACUUUGGCAAACAAUGUAAAGCCAGCUUUAUCUCUGCCUGUCAAAAGAACGUAAACACUGGCUACACAUAGUGCACUCUGACUUUUCAAAGAUGUUCGAUAAUAUAUCCUUUUGGUCUCCAGGCCAAGCCAGAGUGCAGUGUGGUGCAGAAGACAUGGCUGCAAGGUGUGCUGCCAGCAGUGAUGGAUUCUGAGAGCUCGGUGCAGGAAAAGGCUUUAGGGGCUCUGGACCAAAUGCUGCUCGGUCAGGUCAAACCUUACUCUGCCGGCCGCCACAUUGACCCCAGUCAGAAGAUGACCUGGGCCCUGCUGGACCUGCUCUGUCACGAAUGCCAAAACCUCAGGUUGGACAAAAUACUUUCAGUACAAAAUCUGUGAGGAUUUAAAUUGUAACUCAGCUUGAACACAACCUGCUGAUUGAAACCAAAACAGCUGUGUUCUGACCUAGCAUACAGUGGAUAUAAAAAGUCUACACACCCCUGUUCAACUGCCAGGUUUUCGUGAUGCAAGAAAAUGACAGCAAAAUUAAUAUUUUCACAACUUUUUCCACCUUUGAUGUGACCUGUAACCUGUACCUAUAACUGAAACCUUUUAAGGGGAAAAAUAUAAAAACUAAUACUUUGUUGCAGCACCUUUGGCUUUUAUUACAGCACUCAGUCUUUUUGGGUAGGAGUCUAUCAGCGUGGCACAUCUUGAUGUGGCAAUAUUUGCCCACACUUCUUUGCAAAACCGCUCCAACUCGGACAGGUUGCCAGGGCAUCUCCUGUGCACAGCCCUCUUCAGAUCACCCCACAAAUGUUUGAUGGGAUUCAGGUCUGGGCUCUGGCUGGGCCAUUCCAAAGUCUCAAUCUUAUUCCGGUGAAGCCAUUCUUUUGUUGAUUUAUAUGUGUGCUUUGCGUCAUUGUCGAACUUCAUCUUCAGCUUCCUAGCAGAAGGCCGAAGAUUUUGUGUUAACUUAACGGUGACUGGUAUUUGGAACUGUUCAUAAUUCCCUCCACCCUUACUAAGGCACCAGUUCCAGCUAAAGAAAAACUGCCUCAAAGCAUGAUGCUGCCACGACCAUGCUUCACUGUGGGUAUGGUGUUCUUUUGGUGAUGAGCAGUGUUGUUUUUGUGCCAAAUAUACCUUUUGCAAUGAUGCCCAAAAAGUUCAACUUUGGUUUCAUCAGCCCCUAACACAUAUUUCCACAUAUGUUUGGGAGAUUUCAGAUGUCUUUCUGAAAAGCUGGGCUUUGAUGUUUUUCUUCGUAAGAUAAGGCUUCCGUCAUGCCAGCCCAGACAUAUGAAGACAGCGGGAGAUUGUUGUCACAUGUUCUACAUAGCCAAUACUUGCCAGAAAUUCCUGCAGUUCCUUCAGUGUUGCUGUAGGCCUCUUGGUAGCCUCCCUGACCAGUUUUCUUCCUGUUUUAUCUAGGGAUGUGCCGAUGUACGAUUUAAUCGCGAUUUAAAGACGAGCUGCAGCGUCACUCAGCGGAGGUGUGCGAAGCCGAGUACUAGUGGAGCGGACAAAUGCAUAAUAUAGCCCGAAUCGUUCACUUUGUUAAACAAGCAUGGAAUUUGGUACAUAUACUCUUCAAACCCCACUCUUUUCAAAAAAUAACGUUAGCCACGCAAAAUUCCAAGAUGUCCGCCCCAAAAAUGUGGUUUUUCCUUUAUAACUCAAAAUGACUUGAUUUUAAGCCCCAUAUAUAUAUUGAAGUUGAAUAUAAAGUUGGGUAUUGCGGAUAUUUUGGUGGUGGAUGGUGUCCAAGAUGGCUGCCAUUGCCUUGAAGUAAUCCGAUCUUAGUGACUAUGAAACAUUAACUUUUGGCAUGCACAUAUUUUUGGUCUCUGCAUCCAAUGGGGCCAUUGCAGUACAGAAUUUAGAUGUUUAUACAGUACAAGCUUGCAGAUGUAAUAGAGUGAAUAUCGGCACACAACCAGGGCACACUGGUGAUAUCACUGCUGUGUAACUCAGCAUGACCUCCAGGAGUUCUUUCAGCAUGAGAACCAGUCCUUCCCUGUUGCAUUGAGCAAGGGUGGAAAAUUGUACACUUGCCAGAAGUCUCAGCUGACCCCUAUCCUUGAGAAUUAUGUCCCACCAGUUGACAAGGAACCUGAGGCAGACAUUCUCAUUGACACAUCUGGUGUUUGAUGUGUAAAACCCAUCGAGCCUUAAAGCUGAGACCAGGUCCAAACGUGGCCAGGGGGGAAGAUGCAAGGUAACAAAUAAGAACACCAUGCUAUCUAACUGGCAUAACUUCCUGAGGCACAAUGACAACAAAACAGAGUUGUCCCACCCUUGCUGACAAGGUUGCACAAAUGUUUGCCCUAAAUACCAUCAUCGUCACAAAGGGACCUGCUGUCCUCAGCACUAGUGCAACUGGUCUUGAUGGACUGGAUAAAUGCUCUCACGAGGAAGCGGACAGCCGCAACUUUGUGCACGCCAAACAUGCAACUGGUAGCCAAUCCAUCAUGAUCAAGGCAAAUGACACAGAUGUUCUGAUCUUAGCUAUAAGUGUAUUCAGCGGUCUCCAAGAGGCUGGCCUACAGCAUAUGUGGCUUGCAUUUGGGCAAGGUCAGACUCUGCGCUGGAUCAGUGUGCAUGACAUAUUUCAGCAUGUUAGCCGGGAGAAGGUCAAAAGCAUGCUCUUCUUCCAUGCCUUUACAGGAUGUGACACUGUGUCUGCCUUCUGCAACAAAGGCAAGAAAAUGGCUUGGCAUACAUGGGACAUAUCUCCAAAAUCCUUGCCUGUAUUCGCCAAACUGGGUAUUUACCUUCCCACAGCGGAGGACUGCGACAUAGAGGUGCUUGAGAAGUUUGUCAUUCUCAUGUAUGACAGAUCCAGCACAGCUGCUACUGUGGAUGAGGCCAGGCUUGUCUUGUUUGCCAGAAAGCAGAGGCCCUAUGAGUCUAUCCCACCGACCAGAGCAGCUCUACUCCAACACACCAGGCGUGCUGCCUAUCAGGCUGGUUGUGUGUGGGCCCAGGCAACCCAGUGUCAGCCAGAAGCAGAGGACCCUGCAGACUGGGGAUGUCAAAAGGUUGGUGAGGAAUGGCAGGUCUUCUGGACAGCCAACUCUCCAAUAGCCAAGUCAUGUGAACAGCUCACCAAAUGUGGCUGUAAAUCUGGCUGUUGUGGCAGGUGCAAGUGCUACAAAUUGGGUCUCAUGUUUACAACUCUGUGCAGUUGCAACUGUGAGGUGUAACUCACAGUGAGUAUCCUGUAUCUUACAAACUGUAAUAGAUGCACAUGGUACUAAAAUACCUGCUUUUAUCAACGUCUAAAUUCUGUACUUAGCUUAGAUGGGAUCAGGAAAAAUUUGGGAAUUUUGUAAACUUCAGAAUUUUAGUAUAGCGUUAGGUAUGGGUAUAAGGUUUUUAAAAAAUACCGCAAACGAGUUGAGUGCAUCCCCUAGUGGCUGGUUUGCAUGGUAUCCAAUGUUAGAUAGUUUAGUAUAUGGUUGAAACCCAAAGUGAUAGAAGAGAUUUUAUUAAAAAAAGCCACAAAAAAAAGGAGGGGGGGGGGGGGGGGGACAGCCUCCACGUGGCCUCCCCCGCAAGUAGCCAGAGAGUAGUUGCCCUUUAAGUGAAAAAAAUGUCUUCGAAAUGUCCAACAACAUUAACAUCAACAUCAUUGUCAUUUUGAGUUAUAAAGGAAAAACCACAUUUUGGGGCGGACAUCUUGGAUUUUGGGGCCGCCAUCUUGGAAUUUUGCAUGGCUAACGUUAUUUUUGAAAAGAGUGGGGUUUGAAGAGUAUAUGUACCAAAUUUCAUGCUUGUAUAACAAAAUGAACGAUUAUUUCCUUAUCUGCUCAGCUAUACUUACCAGCCUAACCCGCUUGUAGUCUUACCCAUGGUGUCAAAGCCUCGGUAGCAAAAUUUACAAACAAACCACCAAAAAAGUAGUCCCAAAUCCCAAAAAAACUCUCGAAUUAAGUACAUUAAUGCCAGCCUAACAAAAAUUGGAACAUUAAAAGAGAAAAUGAAGACAUUUUACAACAAAAUGCGUGUCCACCCACAAUGCAUUGUGGCCACUCAAAGCACUGUUGGAGCGUGUCCACAAUGCACACCAUCCUCCGCUCAUUAGCUUCUUAAAGUGGAGGAGAUAUGAUCUGAUAUUUUAAAAAACACGAGUAUAAGGAGGUUUUCACUUGACGUCACUUCCGUGUUAUGCGGCAGGCACGCAAUACAGAUGGAGGGCAGGAAGUGUGUUGCUGCUAUAGAGACCAGCAACAUGCCGAUGUUUUGCUACAUUUAUGGCUGCUCGAAUCGAUCGAACAGGAAAAAAAGCAAGAGCUUUUAUCGUGUGCCCAAAGUAGUGUUACACAAAGGGGAAACAUAUAAGAAGCUGACUGAAAAACGCCAGUCUCAAGUCCAGUCCUCGAGCCCCCCCGUCCUGCAUGUUUUAGAUGUUUCCCUGCUUCAACACACCUGAUUCAAAUGAUCAGCUCCUUAUUAAGCCAUUUCAGAGCUUGAUAACAAGCGUGGUUGGAGGUGUGUUGGAGCAGAGGAACAUCCAAAACAUGCAGGACGGGGGGGGCUCGGGGACUGGAUUUGAGAACCACUGGCCAACGGUCUGGAGGAGCUGCGUCGGAUAAUGCCCGUGUGUGCAGUGACCACUUUGUCAAAGGUAAUGCCUCAUUUUUAGCCCGUAGUUAAUUUCUUUCAUUUCAAAGUUGAGUCGUGUCAAACUGUGUAAGGGGGGGGGUGCAGAGCGGCCGGAUGCGCCGGGAGCGCCUCAGAGCUCCGGAGGGGGUGGACAGGGGAAAAGGGGGUCCUUUCGGCCCCUACCCCCUUGCCCCCCAUCCUCCGACUAUGACCUCAGAUCAGACGAGACGACUUGCUGAAUUUAAGCAUAUUACUAAGCGGAGGAAAAGAAACUAACCAGGAUUCCCUCAGUAACUGGAGCAAAGAGGGAAGAGCCCAGCGCUGAAUCCCGUGGACGUUGUGAGGCCGGUAGCGGCCCCUGUCGCACCAGGGUAUGGUCUUCUCAGAGUCGGGUUGUUUGGGAAUGCACCCCAAAGUGGGUGGUAAACUCCAUCUAAGGCUAAAUACCAGCACGCAUCUAAACCGGCGCAAAGAUGAUCCUAUUGGAUCAUGACAACAUGUCAAAUGGAGCAGCAAACUUUCGUUCUGUUUUUAUGUGUCCCAAAAAUGCACAUAUAGAGAUGUAUUUGGGUACAUAAACUGAUGCGGCUUCCAAACAAACCUUUUAGCCGCUGAGAAAGUAUGAGUUUGGGUCCUAAAGUUCGCAACUAUGUGACGCGCUGCGGGAGGCUAUGAUAAUUGAUAGGCUGAGAUCCAGAGAUGCUUUUGAUCCUUUUACUCAACAAACAGCACAGAUUUAUCACAGCGCAGCAAAAAUGGAUGAAUGGAAAUGUGAAGAUCAGCGGAUUAAACAGAUAAAAAGGUGAUGAAUGAAUGAGUGGGUAGCGGCAGCGAAGCACUCACAAGCGUGGCAAAGCGGCUGCGUGGCGGUCAACAAAAAUUACAGCUGCUACCCAUCCCUGACUCUCUCAUCUGUGUCACAGGCAAGUGCACACUUUUCAACACACACUUCCGCACGUGCCCCGCCCACUCCCACGUGAAUCACUGCCUCCGCAAUACACACACACACACACACACACUCAAGUACCCCGUGCUCCUCAUUUUAGACUUAUGUGUCCCCUACAUAAACUGUACAGUAAGCUGUCAAGGUAGAGAGCAUUAUAUUUUCGGGACAGCAAAUAUUCAGAAUCAGAGGGCUGUUGUUUUCGGCUUAUGUGAAUAGUCUGAACGAAAUCAUUAAAGGCACACGCUUUAGAAUCCAUCCAACAGUAAGAAAACCUGGAUUAUUUCGCCUUGUUAUGUACUUUCAGCUGCGCUCCCGUCAGGGGUACAUUCAAAGGCAGGGGUGCAUUCUACAGCAUAACACCGACCCAAGAACAGUCGGAGACUGAGAAUGACGAAACGCCUCGGCUGUAUCCUCCUAUUAAAAAGGUUUCGUCGGCAGUAUGGAUGUUUUGCGGCUUCACAAAACAGACGGAGCAGGUAAACCUGACACCAAUCUGCAGGUUAUGCAGUAAGGAAGUUGCAGCGCCGUUGUCUAACACUUCAAACCUAUGUCCCCACAUCCGUGAACACCAUCCAGCAUCGUUCGGUAAAAACAACAUGACCGCGACAAGUUUGGUCUACUCUACUGCUUAUUAUUGACAACGUUAGUGACGUUUCUGCUAACUUUAGCUCCAAAAAGCUAAUGCUCCCAACGUCGCGUUAGCUGCCUCUUGCUCAUAUUGUUUGUUCAUGUCCUGCUGUGCACAGAGAAGUGAUUUCCCAGUUUUUUGCCAUUUUUAAAGGGGACCUGCCAUCAAAAUUUCAUACCCAUUUUUAACAUUUUUUCAUAAUCCUUGAUGUCCUCUGAUCAUUUUUGCAACAUAAUUUUAGCUGAAAAGUUAUUUGAUGGUUUGUUUUAGCAUGCCUAAAAAACCUUACAGGAAAACCAACUGAUUUUGACUCAUUAACAUUUAUUGUAAUGAGCUGUGCUCUGAUUGGAUCGCUGCUGUGAAGCCUGCUGUGCUCUGAUUGGCUCAGCAGUGGAGGUUCGGAUUUCGGUUUAUCCAUUUUGCUAAUGUGUGCUAAAGUAAGGUGCCCAGAUAUCUGUAAUGAUAUCCGGGGAUAUUCGGUGCGGCGGCGGCGGGGAGGGUGCAGGGGCUGCAGAGGCUGUGUGAUCACAGACAAAAUCUCGGUACUAUUUAGUAGCAGCACAUGCCCCUUGUAAUAACCCCCUUAAACAGUGUUGUUCAGGACUGCUUACUUGUGCUUCCUACCUAUUCGGCUACUGUAAUAACCAUUGUUCGAGCCCACACGCAACAUUUUUGCUCUCAUUCAUGAAACGCUUAAAUCGGGGACAUUUUCGGGAACAGCUUUUGCAGUCCCCGUAUUGGAUGACCUGUCCCCGGAAAUCGCGGACGUCUGGUCACCUUAUGCUAAAGGCUAAAAAUGGCAGGUAUUAAACCUUAUAUUUUAGACCCCGAGUCCGAAGAGGAGGUGGAAGUUGAAGAAGCCAGAGAUCUCCAGCGGUGUUUUCUCAUUUAUUCUGCCCAGCUUUAAUUUCAUUUUCCCUGCAGUGAACCCAAGGAAACACCGGUCAUUUGGAAGAGACCCAUAGCGGAUACAGUGGUAGCUGGGUCUCGCUCUGGAGAGUGAUGUUGACUGUGAAUGAGUAAGAGAACGAGAGAGUGGGCGCGGCUCACCGAGGACGCGCUCGUGAAUAAUAAUGAGCAAGGUCAGCGCUACGUCAGAGGGACCUGCUUUUUCAAUUGGCCUGGUUUACCCGUCUCUUUAUUUUAAACCUUUACAGAAUGCAAACGACGUAACGGUUUGUUUUCACAUUUACAACAUAAGACGAACAUAAUAUGGACCUUAUCUGACACAAAAAACACACAAAAUUACAUUUUGAUGGCAGGUCCCCUUUAAUAAAGUUAAAAGCAAUGCGCUAAUAUCGUGAAUCGUGAUAUUUUGGACCACCAGUAUCGUGAUAUCAAAUUUUUCAUAUCGGUCUAGUAUCUAGUCUUAUCAUCAAUUUUGGACAGACGUCCUGUUCUUGGUAAUGUCACCGUUGUGCCAUAUUUCCUCCACCUGAUGAUGACGGUCUUUACUGUGUUCCAUGGUAUAUUUAAUUCCUUGGAAAUUCUUUUGUAGCCCUCACCUUACUGAUAUCUUUGAAUAAUGAGAUCCCUCUGAUGCUUUGGAAGUUCUCUGCAGACCAUGGCUUGUGCUGUAAGAUGUGGCUACAAAAAUAUCAGGAAAAGCCUACUAGAACAGCUGAACUUUAUUUGGGGUUGAUCAGAGGCACUUUAAUUGGUGACAGGUUUGUGCUGACUCCAAUUUAACCUGAGUUUGAAAGUAAUUGGUUAAAUCUGAACACAGCCACAUCCCCAGUUUUUAAAGGGUGUGCACACUUAUGCAACCACAUGAUCUCAGUUGUUUAGUUUUACUUCAUCCUCCCGAAAGAUUUCUGUUUGUUUUUCAAUUGUGUUUUACAGGUUAUAGGUCACAUUAAUGGUGGAAAAAGUUGUGAAAUUAUUUAUCUUGAUUAAAUUUUUUUACAUGACAAAAACCUGGCAGUUGAACAGGGGAGUGUAGAUUUUUUAUAUCCACUGUAUCAGUUAAAUGAUAACAACACAGAGAUGAUGAAGUGGAAGUGUGUUGCACAUGGACGAGGUCCACACUAGGGCUGACAAAGUUGGGCAAAAAGGACAUUUGAAUAAUCUCUUUAAAAAACACAAAGAUUCAAGCAUAUGCUGUUAUUGGACUUGAAUUAAUUGUUUGAUUCUGUGCUGAGUGACCUUACUGCCAACCAGCUUCACUGACAGAGACAGUAGGGGAGAGAGAAAUGCCCUCAUUUACUAGUGUUUCCACACACUAUAGUGAUCCUCCUUUUUACUGUACACCUAUUUACUGUUGUUAUGCCUAUGUCAUAGAAUGCUGUAAAGCUUUGUUUCCUGUAAGUGACGGAGGAAUGUGUUUGUAUUUUUCAGUGCUGCCGUUAAAUGGUUCAUUUCUAUCUAUAAAGCCAGAACAGGCAGAGCAGAGCCAUCCUGUGAGAUCGCUGUAGUGCACAUUACUGUCUGUGAAUUUAUAAAGAACACGUGAAAAAUACUUGAUCAAAGAUGUCAUUCAAGACCCAUCUUUGUGGAGUGUCAAAACCCAGAUAUGAUCCCAAGAUCACAUGAAAACAUUAUUCUUAAGCUCAUUGUUGAAUUAUAACAAACAGACAACCAAUAACAGCAGGGCUACAGGAUCAAAUAAUAGAGAAGUACAGUUCUUCCUACAGAAAACACACACACACAAAAAAAAGUCCAAAGUCCACCCUACAUUUCCAGCACAUUACUAAAUGCAAAUAGUGACCUUCCAGCCAUGAAAACAUAAUGUUAUGAAUAUAACUUAUGUUCCCUGAAGGAGAGGAACGAGGUACAACACAUAUAGUAUGGGAUAUCACGCCCCCGCGUGGCCUGACUGAAGACACCUUUAUUCACACAUUUGUGGCAGAUGACCUGUGGUGACGUCUGGGAGGCUCUGCCUGCACAUAUAUACAUGUAACACCACAGUCAUCUUUCAGUUUGAUAGCCACUCUUCACCGAGCCUAGCUGCGCAGUGGGGCAACCCAGUGUUUUAACUUGUUCCUCUCCUUCAGGUAACAGAAGUUAUAUUCAUAACAUUUUAUUUAGACAGUGCCUUGCCCUUGGCUGGAUUAGCAAAACAGACAAACAACUGGUCACAUAAACAAACACUCUAAGUGCAGUCUAUGUAAGUGCGUAGUGCACGCACAGGGCGCAAGGAAUGCAACCUCCUCUGCUCCUCAGAUGCAAAUGGAGGAGGGCAGAAGCUCAGUAGUUCAAAACUCAUAGAGCUAUAGGCUGUGGGGAUAAUCUAAGGCAAAUACGCCCCGUUUGGGCGCAAUGUAACCUUAGAUCCAUCCAGAGUGAACUGGGUACAACAGGGGUGCACAGACAAAGCAUGAAGGUUGCCCACUCGCUUUGCAGACGUCAAAGCAAGUAGCAGUGCAGUUUUGUAUGACAGAAAUUUCAUGUCUGCUGACUCAACAGGCUCAAAUGGGGGUCCACAGAGACCCUAAAGCACCAGCCCUAAAUCCCAUGAGGGAACGCUGGGUUUAAGCACAGGUCUUAGCCUGCGGAUUCCUUUUAGGAGGCGCAUAGCAAGAGGGUGAGCUCCUGACGUCACAGCAUCAAAGCCAACCUGGCAUGCAGAUAUAGCUGCCAAAUAGACUUUAAUUGUUGAGAAAGAGAGACCCCUAUCCAGCAGCUCCUGAAGGAAUGUUAAAACAUCCACAAUAGAACUCUGAAAUGGGAGUACAUUUCGGUCCUGAUACCACUGCUCAAACGCCCACCAUUUACAGGCACAUAGGCCCCUAGUAGAUGAUGCCCUUGCACCCUGGAUUGUUGCCACCACAUUUGGGGGCAGACCCUGAGCUAUUAAGCUGGACCUUUCAGCAGGUAGGCAUGUAGUCGCUACAGUUCUGGGCACGGGUGAAUCACCUCUCCUCCUGGCUGGGAGAGGAGGUCCCUGCAAAGAGGGAGCUGCCAGGGCCUCGCUGCCAGCAGACUGAAUAUCUCGGCGUACCACGACUUCGCCGGCCAGUGAGGAGCCACCAGGAUCAGGGAGAGCCCCUGCUGGCGCACCCUCUCCAGAACAGACAGAAUCAUUUCCACUGGGGGAAAUGCAUAUAGCAGUGUGUUUGGCCAUGAGUGAGCUAGCGCAUCCAUUCCCAGGGGAGCAUUGCAGUCUGUUAUGGAAAAGAACAGGGGGCAAUGAGUAUUUGCUCUGGAGGCAAAAAGAUCUACUUCUGCCCUGCCGAAGCGGUCCCAUAUCUGAGCCACCACUAGUGGGUGCAAUCUCCACUCUCUGACAAGAGGACCCCCCCUGGAGAGAAGGUCUGGCCCAAGGUUUAAUUGACCCGGAAUAUGUGUGGCUCUGAGAGACAGAAAAUGAAAACUGCACCAUAGCAACAGAAAGCGAGACAGUUUUAACAGGGGAGGAGAGCGUGUCCCUCCCUGCUUGUUUAUGUAGGAAACCAUGGUUGUGAUUUCCGUCCUGAUCAGAACAUGAUGGCCUGUGCAUUGGGCUGGCGUCCACACCCCUCUCACUGCUGCGCCCUUGCACAGAGCCCUCCAACCCCUCAGGGAUGCAUCUGUGGACACCACCUUGUGAAAAGACACCCUUCCUAUAAUCAAAUCAAAUCAAACUUUAUUUAUAUAGCACUUUUCAGGCAAAAAGAAGUGCAGCACAAAGUGCUUUACAAUUUAAAACAAUGAGCCCCCCCCAUAUCCAGCCCGCCACCCCACCCCCCAACCCUCACCGAGAGCCCACCCCAACACACACACACACACACACACACACAGAUAAUGCAAUCAUAAAAGCGUGUGGCUGAGUACAGAGGAGCCAAGUCAGGAAACGUCAGGAGGCCCAGGGCCAGGACACCUCCACCCGGGUGUGCAUCCCGCUACAAGCCAGUAAGGGGCCCACAGCAGCAAGCACUGCUGCAGACCACCAUCUGGCCAAGCUGAGCGCACACCACGAGGCAGAGAAACCCUAGACAGAGCCAGUCACAGCCUCCAGUGCAGGUGGUCCCCCUACUGAGGAAACACUGGAGAAUUGCAAUAAAAACAUUAACUAAAUCAGCUAAAAGCAUCAAACUAGAUAAAAUUAUAAGAUACUGAUAAAUAGCUAAAAUACCAUUUAAAAAGUAAUAAACAUAACAUGUAAAAUGAGGACUAAAAUAUAUAAAUGAACUAAAAUAAGAUAAAAAUAGGAUAAAAAUAUUGAUUAAAAAUAAGACAUUAGUUAAAAGCCAAAUUAAAUAGGUGAGUCUUGAGCCUGCUCUUAAAAUUAUGAACAUUCUCUGCGGCCCUAAGGUCCUCCGGCAGGCUAUUCCAAAGACGGGGGCCAUAGUGCUGGAAAGAUGCCUCACCGUAAGUUCGUGUUCUCACUUUGGGGACUAUUAAAAGGCCAGUGCCAGAGGAUUCUAGGGAUCUGCGAGGGUUCAUAUUUUAAAAGCAAUUCUGAAAGAUAAGAAGGUCCAAGACCCCUAAGACAUUUAAAAAUCAUUAAAAGGACCUUAAAAUCAAUCCUAAAGCACACAGGGAGCCAAUGCAGUGAUUUUAAAACCGGUGUAAUGUGUGCCCGCCUUCUGGUCUUUGUCAGCACACGUGCUGCUGAGUUUUGCAACAGUUGUAAACUCGCAAUGUUUCUUUUUGGAAGACCAGAAAGCAGGACGUUACAAUAGUCAAGACGACUGCAGAUAAAAGCAUGCAUUAGCGUCUCUGUGUUAGCCCGGGAGAGAAAGGGGCGGACUCUGGCUAUAUUCUUUAAAUGAUAAAACCCUGUUUUCGUUAUAUUUUUAAUAUGUGGAAUAAAAGUCAGCUCAGAGUCAAAGAUGACGCCCAGAUUCUUUACCUGAUUUGAUGGAAUUAAAGACAGGGUUUUCAGUUUUGUUAAAAGUUUCUCUCCCUGAGCCUUAGGAUCGAUAAUUAAAACCUCAGUUUUGUCCUGGUUGAGCUGUAGGAAGUUUUCUGCCAUCCAGGAUUUAAUGUCUAGGAUACAGCUAAAAAGGGCAUCAAUUGGCCCUGUGUCAUCAGGAGACAUGGACAUGUAGAGCUGUGUGUCAUCAGCAUAGCUGUGAAAAGUGAUACCAUGCCUCCUGAUGACAUCUCCCAGUGGGAGCAUAUAUAAAUUAAAAAGUAUGGGGCCUAAAAUUGAGCCUUGGGGCACACCACAUUUAAUGCUAUGAAUCCUUGAAGAGCAUGUGUCCAAACUUACAAGAAACUUUCGAUCUGUGAGAUAGGAGUUAAACCAUUUAAAGGCAGUACCAGAGAGGCCUACAAGGUGCCUUAGUCUAUUUAAAAGAAUUGUGUGAUCUACUGUAUCAAAAGCAGCGCUUAGAUCCAGUAGCACAAGGACUGUAAGCUUGUGUUAGUCCAAGUUGCACCUAAGAUCAUUAAAAAUUUUCAGUAGUGCAGUCUCGGUACUGUGGUUCGUCCUAAAUCCAGAUCGAAAUUUCUCAAGGAUGGAAUGGUUAUUUAAAAAAUCAUUCAACUGAAUAAAAACAAGUUUUUCUAAAACUUUGCUUAAAAAUGGUAAGUUGGACACUGGUCUGUAGUUAUUAAGAACAUUAGGAUCCAAACUGUUCUUCUUCAGAAGGGGUCUCACUACUGCCGUUUUAAGGGCAGCAGGGAAAGAGCCUGUCUGAAGAGAAAAAUUUUCUAUAUUUAAAAGGUCGCCUUCAAAGUGAUGUGGGAAUUGGGUCUAAAAGGCAGGUUGUUGGUUUUACUUGGGAGAAAACUCUACCAAGCAUCUCAGCAUCAACCAGGACAAAACUGUCCAGUGUUUCCUCAGGUAAAAACAAGCUUUCCACUGUAUUAGAAACAGUGUUUUGAAAAGAUAAAAUAGAGGAUCGUAUAAAAUCAAUUUUACCCCUGAAAUGGUCUGCAAAACCUUCACAAAGUGUGUCUGAAGGAGUGAUUUGAUAUCUGUUAAAAACCGGGUUUAUUAAAAGAUCAAUUGUAGCAAAGAGGAUUUUUGGGUUAUUCUUAUGAUCUGUGAUUAUGUUGGUAAAAUAGGUGGAUCUUGUGUGUCUGAGAGCUUUAUUGUAGAUUUUCAGUUGCUCACAGUAUAUUUGAUGAUUAAUUGUAAUUUUAUUUUUCUUCCAUCUCCACUCAGCUACCUUGCAAUUUCUUUUUAGUUUUUUGAUUUCCUCAUUUCUCCAUGGCGGUGUGCGCUUAGGCAGUACCUUUUUUGUUUUCAGUGGAGCUACAAGGUCGAGGGUGGUUUCAAGUUUGUUAAUAAAAUGUUGAACAAUAAAAUCACAGGAUGCAGGUAGAGUAGCUGAGGGAUGCUUGCUCAUGAUCUCGAUAAAAUUUGCAGCCACUUCUGAGGUAAAAUAGCGUUUCCUGACAGUUUGCACCGAGGUCUCCCGCUGAAUAAAACUGGUGAUAUUAAAAAACACACAAUAAUGGUCCGACACAGCCAGGUCAACAACAGAGGACACACUGGCUGACAGGCCAUAGCUGAGGACUAGAUCCAAGGUGUGUCCUCUGUUGUGAGUAGGCUGUGUGACGUGUUGUGUAAAAUCCAAGCAAUUAAGUAGAUUUAAAAACUCUUUUGCCAUUGAGUCAGAUGGGUUGUGUAUGUGUAAAUUAAAAUCACCAGAUAUAAUAAUAAAAUUGUAAGUGGCAUGGAUUAUUGCUAAAAAUUCAGAAAAUUCACUGAUAAAAGCAACAUCAUGUUUUGGUGGUCUGUAAACAGUUAUACAAAGAAUUGAGGGACUGUUAAAAACAACCGCAUGAUGUUCAAAGGUGGUGUACUGAUCAAAUUGUAUUUCUUUUGUGCUUAGUGAGUUGUUGAUUAUUGAUGCGGUACCACCACCUUUCCUGCCACUUCUAAAAUAGAACAUAAAGUUAAAAUUAGGUGGGGAGGCCUCAGUGAGAAUAACUGGCGCGUCUGUACCCAGCCAUGUUUCAGUUAAACAGACAAUCAACCUUGUUGUCUAAAAUCAGGUCAUGGACAAUAAAAGAUUUGUUUAAAAGAGAGCGACGGGUGAUUUACAGACUGUGUGGUUCGAUUGUUGAUGUUCUGGGAGAGGUCUGAGGUUAUUGAAGUUCACAGAGUGUACAUGAUGGAGUCUGGCUGUCUCUCGCUGAGUGAUGAUGACAGGAAUGGGUGAAUGGUUAAUGAAAACAGAGGGUCCAAGUCCAGGGGUCUAUAGGAGACCCCUGUUGUAGAAAACCAGGUUUUCUACAGCCAUCAUAGAUGCCAUCAUGCCUGUCAGCUGUAAAAUCGUCCAGAAACACAGUUUGCGUCCCAACUGAAAUUGUGCAAGCCACCCUGCAUUCUGACAGACGUGCUCGGCUUGAAACGGAUCAUAUUUCCAGCCAGAGAAAUGAUAUCUGUUGACUCAGAGUCAGUAAACUUUUCUGUAAAUUUACCAUAAAGCCCAGUAUUUGGAUGUGCGAGAGUGUCAAUGACAACCAUCAAUUUAGCUUCAGUAGAUUUAGAGGAUUGAAAACUGAUGCAGUAGGCUCCAACUGACUGCUUUGCACAUAAUGGCCCUCAUUUAUCAAGCUUGCGCAGAUCUGAGCGCAGGAUUCAUCGUACGAUAGGAUGCGCGUGAGAUUUAUGAAAGGGUUCGUAUCUGACCAAUCCCAGCAAACAUAUGAUGGGGUCUUGAUAAAUGCAGAGGCUGAAAUCGAUCGUCAUUAACAUGUUUACGCCCUCAAAUAUUCGUGGUUCAGAAACCUCGCCCACUGAGGUCAAACAUGAAAGAGGAGAAAUAUUAGAAAGAUGCGAAACUUUUCCGAGCUGAAAGUGGAUAUCCUCGCAUCUGUGGUGGAAACUAACAAGGAUUUUCUCUUUGAAGGCAUCAAAACUGGUGUAAAAGCAGUCCAGAAAACUCCUGUCUGGAGCAGGAUUAUGGUGGUGCUGAACAGCGCUGCCACAGAAUAGCGGACAGUGGCUGAAGUUUGAAUAAAUCAUUAGUCAAUAAGUUGCUUUUGAUGAUAAAUUAAUAUCUCAUACAUGCCUCAUAUUUUUUUAUUGCCAUGACAUGGGGUACCCUGCUCCUAUUAUUGAAAGUAUUCCGUUUUAAUUUGUUGCGUCUUUGUAAUGUAAAAAAGACUGGAGAGUCUGAAAGAGGCUGAACAAAAAUAGUCAUUAACGUCACCAAACGGUGUGUUGCUGCCCCUGAGGCACAUUUUUAUGGAUUUCUAUUGGAUUUUAUCACUGAUUAAAUUGCAAGGGCAUUUUCUAAACUUAUAUUUUACAUCAGAAUCCAUGGAUAAGGUCAUGUCUCCUCUGUACAGCACCUUUGUGGAGUCUCUCCCCGUUAUUGUUCUCCGGGCAUUGGGUCCUCACGUUGCACCGGCACAGCCAACGGCACUCUGUUCACCAGUGCAACAUUGUGCAAAACUGUACCGGUGCAAAGGAUGUCCCACAUCCUUUCAGGAGUGUACAACAACACCCCCGCUGCUGGGCCAAGACAGAGCUACCUGCCUUUAGGAGUCAAAUGUAGCACUCCACAGUGGCCCGUGUGCGUAAUGUUGAAACGGCGCUCCUGCUCUGUGGCAGUGUUUCUGGGCAGAGUUAUCAAAUAGGUCUAUUCACUCAGGAUAUAACAAAUGUAUUUUGUUAGAUUUUAUUGUGUGUCUUAAUCUUUAAUGAAAUCUGGCUGAUUGUGCUUAAUGACAGGUUUGAGGUUUGUUUAUCAAUUAUCUUGAGACAGACAUUUUCUGCACCGCAGAUCCACACUGACUCAAACUUGUGUACACAAUGUCAGACCUGUCGUGAGAUUUGGUCGUAGCGUACGAUCACGUGCAGGUUGAUAAAUGCCGAUCCUCACAUCAAAAUUUUCGUACGCAAGGUGUACACAAGUUUUCUGCCGUACACAAGCUUGAUAAAUGAGGGCCAAUGAAACUAAAUGUUUGCACCUAUCUGAGAAAAAAAUGAUAUAUUUACUUGGGGUGCAAAGGUACAUGUAAUCCACAGAACGGUCUGUACCUCGGUUUUUGGGCCAUGGUUUUGGUUCAGUUUCAGUACGUGUUUUGUGCACAAAGAGUGCUUCCUUUUCAAGUCUUUCGACCGUCCUGUGUUCAGGAAGUGUGAUAUCAGAAUGGUACAUCAGAUGCUUGGUCACGUUGCUCGUGUUUCCUUUUAAGUAAGGGACAAGAAUCAAGCAUUGUUUUCAGACAGUAAAAUUUCUGUCAACAGUUUUCACUCCCUCAUCGUUGUACUCAAUGGCAAAACUGAAGUUUACAACAGAGAUUUGAAGGAGGCCAAUGCUUCUUGAGACUUUUGUUUCUCAACUCCUCUGCUCGUGCUCGUAGACAUGCCUCUCUGUUAUCUUUUCUCCUUCUUCUGUGUGUAUGGGCAGCACUCAGUGUGUUGCCCCAUGUGUUCUGUAAAAUAAGCACCGAUUUCUAUAUAUUUUGAGUGGGCAAGGCCUGAUUGAUAGGAGCAUGUUUCCAGUCUCUUCUGGGUUACGGAGCAGGACAAGUCCAAAACAACGGCUGCACUUUUGGAACAACCCCAAAAAAUGCAACUUACAACUGCCAAAAUCUUCAAGUGAUUUUUCAAAAUAAGAAGCCCAAAGUAGCUGACGAUAAGAUGACAUGGCAACUAUGGUUGCCCUUUGAGAGUGUAAGUGGAGGCACAGAUUUGAGUGGACAAACUGAAAACCUGUGGUCCGCUAGGGCGUUUGUCCUGUGCAGAAUGGACUGAAGGGUUCAAUAUUUUGCCACGUACCCUAAUGAAAUCCCUAAUAUUUACUGUUCAUUUGUGGUUUAAAAUAAAGAAUCAAUAACCAUCAGAACUGAAUACUGGAAAGACAAAGAUUGGUGAAGGAAAAUUCAGCAAAUGUUGGAAAUAAAGUUUUAAUUCUCCAAAAUUUGUCUGGAGAGGACCUCCUGAGCCCCUCACGAGCUGCAUGUUCUAUGUACUGAUUGGCUUUGUGACUAAACACAGCAACAAGAUUUGUGCUUUCUAUAAGUGUUAAGUCAAAUAUUUGAUUUGUACUGCACUCCUAUUAUGUGCUUUUUCAUGUUCCUGUUCCUUUCCCCUUUUCCAAUCACAUCCCUGUUAAUAGUCCAACUCAGCAAAUGUUCUGCCUGAUCCAAACCCAAUCAGCACCAGAUAAUGAGUAACAGCAGCCAUUUAAAACCAUGCAAAUGACUUUUAUGAAGCCUUCUUCUUUAUACUCGUUCAUCUCAUUCCUGCAGUUUCUGAUGGUGUUUUUGUCUCUUUUCUCCAGACAAUAUUUCAGCAGAGCCCUCACCAUCUGGUCCAAACAGAACAUGUUCACACCAACAUUCAUUUCCAACCUGAUCUCUCACACUGAGGCAGAUCAUGCUGAGGCAGCCUGGCUGCUGCUCUCUAAGGCGGUAGCUUUGUCUCCAACACUUCCCUGCGGAAAAAUCCUGGAUGCCUGGGACAACAUGAUCAGGUAAGACGAUGAUAAUGUACCCGAUUUAUUCAUGUUUCUAAAUAGCAUUUACUCUAAGCUCAUGAUUGACUAUCUGUUGAUUAAAUGCUAUGCAGGUGAUUUGGCACAACUUUUGUUCCACUUUUUGUUCCUAGUUCCAAAGAUUUACCCACUACCACCUGCUGUCACAUCCUGUGUGUGAUGGGAGACAUGGCAGCACAUCUGAACAUGGACACCAAAGACAGGAUAGUCGGUAAGUGAUGGUCUUACAGGAUGGACGAGUCGGCGUCAUUUCAGCCCCCUGUCUCUGUCCUGUUGGUACAUUAUCUGUCUGUGAGUGCACUUUGGUUUAUCACUUUUCUUUUUCUUUGCCUUAAGUUUUGGCAGGGCUCUAAAGUGUAACUGCCACAUGAUCACUGUGUGGUGUUUGUGCUGCAAAAGGAUUAUAGGUACAUUAGGGAUUAGAGAACUUCACAAUGAAGAUGUAAUUUUGAUGUAAGUUAAGUCAUGAGGGGAAAAAAAUCAAGUUUAUUUAUGAGAGUAAACUCUUAAAUUUAUUUCAGUGCUCCUGCUCCACAGAUAUUGUUUUUUCAUGGGCUGAUGCUGAUAAUAAGAGUGCAGGCUGGCUUAUGGCCAAUACAGGCUAACAUAAACAGUGUACCACAUUGUUAUUGUUGUUGUUGUUGUUGUUGUUGAUAUUUUUGUAUCUGAACAAACAAUUUUAUAUUUACUACACUCAUUCCUCCAGACACAUGACAGUCUCAUUUUAAUGCCUUUUUUUUUCGCCAGUCACAUGUUGAAGAUGGAUUUUAAUGAAUUUAUGAUGUAGGAGAAUACUGUAGGUUAUACUCUAGAGUCCUGAACAUGACUGAUAUCUAAACUGCAUUAUACUAGACAUAAUCACAUAGCUGAAUGAAGCUCAGCUUUGUAUGAAUUGCUUGAGGUUUGAUAUGCUUACAUUAAGGAUGGAGAAGAAGACCUGUUAGCAUUGAGGGGGAUGUAAACAGCAGCCAGCCAUACUGAUGAGGCUUCCUGCAGUGACUACAGACACAGUUUGAUGAACCCUCCUUGCAAGUGCUGGUUUUGUCUGCUGACUGUGUCCUGUCAAGAAAAGAGACAAGGAAAUCAAGUUGUAAAAGUUCAAAGUUUGAAUUAGAUUAGAUACAACUGAAUUUAUCCUUUUCGAAAGGUUCCCUUAAGGAAAUUGAAAAUUCCAGUAGCAUCAUGUACACAUUAGACAAAAAAAAUGAUCAAAUAUACAUUAUAUAUAAAGAAUAAAGAUAAACGGUAAUAAAAACUUCAGAUAAUUGAAGUAUUUAUGUAUAAAAAGUAAGAUUUAAAUCUCUGGACAUUUGCAUAUUACUGUUACAACAAAUACCACCAAUUAGCUUUGGAGGAACUUCACAGAGCCCUGGUAUUAAAAUUAACACCAGGCAUUUGACAAAAAGAGAUCUUCAUCAGACACCGUCAUUAUCCCACAUCACUUGAACAGUAUCUUGCAUGUCAACAAUUCUUUUUAUCCUGUCUUGUUUGUUCAAGUGUCCAAAAACAUCUGACAUCAAAUGUUCUGAAAUAAUGACCAACGCAGUCCCAGUCCCAGUCCCAGUCCCAGUCCCAUUUUUACACACCUCAAGUCAACAAACAGUCAAACAAUAAAAUGUAGGGCCAACUUCAUGAAUCAUUUCCUCAGUAUGACAAAGAAAAAACAGUGAGCCAGCCCAACAUCUGCUUAUCAUGGAGUUUGGAGCUUGGAUGCAGUUGUAGCGUUGCAUAAGCAAAACUCAUGAUACUCAUGAUAGAAAGGCAAAGAGCAGCAGGUCAGGUCACCAAUGUCAACCUCAUGAAGUUUCUGUCUUUCUGUCUAGCUGAUCUGAUGUCCUGGUUAAAGACCUUCACUUUGUCUCUGGAGGUGAUCAGUGCUGCUGUGGAGACUCUUUUUCAGCUCGGCCACAGCCAAGACUUCAAACAGACUCAGGUUAAACUUAUUUCUGUCUCACUCUCACUCGCUGCUGAUAAGUAGUAAAGCUAAAGCCACACCAACAUCCUGGGUUUUUCCAACAAGGGAUGAAACACGCCAUGAGCUCUAUGAAUGUUUUUGUACUGAGUUGUAUGUACAGUGGAUAUAAAAAGUCUACACACCCCUGUUCAACUGCCAGGUUUUCGUGAUGUAAGAAAAUGACAGCAAAAUAAAUAUUUUCACAACUUUUUUCCACCAUUUAAUGUGACCUAUAACCUGUACAAUGCAAUUGAAAAACAAACUGAAACCUUUAAUGGGAAAAAUAGAAAAGUUAAAAUAACCUGGUUGCAUAAAUAUGCAAUAAAGAUCUCUGUAUUCAGCUUUUUGUCCAUUUCUGAUACAUGCCACGAUAUCAGUGUCAUCUGAGUAUUUCUGAAUGUGGCAGGACUCAGUACUGUAUUUGAAGUCUGAUGUAUACAGUGUGAACAGGAAUGGCACCAGCACUGUCUCUUGUGGAGCCCCUGUACUGCUCAUUAAUGUCCCAGAAACACAGUUCCCCAGCCUGACAAACUGUGGCCUUCCUGUCAGGUAAUCUGCGAUCCAGGAAACACAGGAAGGAUCCACUCCCAUCUCUGUGAGCUUGUCUUUGAGUAUGGUGGGUUGGAUGGUGUUGAAUGCACUUGAAAAGUUGAAGAGCAUGAUCCUCACAUAAACCCCAGGUUCCUCCAGAUGAGACAGGGCACGGUGAAGCAUUUAGAGGACAGCAUCAUCCACUUCAAUGUGUUCUUUGUAUGCAAACUGUAGGGAAUCCAGUUUGUCUUUGACCUCAGACCUCAGAAGGCAUGGAAUCAGCCGCUCCAGGGUUUUAAUGAUGUGUGAAGUGAGGGCCACUGGUCUGGAGUCAUUGAUUUCAGCAGGACAUUUUGUUGUGUGUGCGGACUCCAAUUUAACCUGAGUUUGAAUGUUAUUGGUUAAAUCUGAACUCAGCCACAUCCCCAGUUAUUAAAGGGUGUGCACACUUAUGCAACCACAUGAUCUCAGUUGUUUAAUUUGACUUCACCUCCCUGAAAGAUUUCUGUUUGUUUUUCAGUUGUGUUGUACAGGUUGUAGGUCACAUCAAGGGUGGAAGAAGUUGUGAAAUUAUUUAUCUUGAUUAAAUUUUUUUACAUGAAAAAAACCUGGCAGUUGAACAGGGGUGUGUAGACUUUUAAUAUCCACUGUAGAUAGAUGUCAUGGUCUUAGUUUUGAUUUCAAAGCAGGUGAAAUAUACAGCUGUUUGGUUAAAACUACAGUUUGGCUCAGCCUGAAGGAUUAGUCUGACUGUAAACACCAUAUUUAUCCAAAUGAUUGCUCACUGAUAGACUUUGAUAAGAUUGAACACUUUCCAAAACGUUGAUGGUUUGUCCAUUUGAAAUGUUUUACAGCAUGUGACUGUGAAAUUCACAGAUCAUCCGCAAGUAUUUAACAUAAAAAUCUUUGGUUCAGGCUUUUUUGAACCAACACUGUGGGGAGCUGGUGUCUGUCAGUGAGGCUUAUUUGGCAGAAAUCAUCCUGAGUGGAAAAGGAACCCAAAACCUCAACGUGGAGCUCAUGGUAAGAACAAACCCACAGCAACACUCUGUACUGUUAAGUCAGAAAUCAGCUUCAGAUCUGGGCUCGUGUUACAGAAAACAUCUGCCUGGGAAAUUUCCCACCAUGUGCUAUCUAACAUCUCUUUUUGUCAACUUUGCUCAAUCUUUGAGCCCAUGAAACAGAGCUAAACCAUGAUAACAAUAAGACUUUUCUAAAGCCUAACCUAGUGGAUGCUCUGGACUCAACGUAGGAGGCCAAACCUUUGAAGUGUCACUAAAAGCUCCGAGUUCCUGUAAGAUUAGAGAUGCUGACAAAAUGGACUGGAGGAGCACAGAUUGGUACUGAUGUCAAUGCAAAGGAGCCUGUAAACAUUAAGGACUGACGAUAAUCGUUAUUUAAAUGUCUGAAACUUCUGCUGGGAUGGCUGUGUCUGGCUAAAUGAUUAGCUUCAGGUAACUGAAACUGCCUUAAUUUAUGUCCUGCAGGAGUUUCCAUGAGUAAUACAUCAAAGUGUUCAAAUACAGCAGGAUAAGUUUUUUUUUUUUUUUUUUUUUUUUUUUUUAAAUUAAGAACCAGGAGUGCACCAGAUUUUAGGCAUUGUAAUGGUAUUGGCAGAUGAGAAUUUCUGCCCAAAUAUUAUUGGCUGAAAAUUUGUCAUGAGAAAAACAAUAAGUGAAUCAUUAAAUAUGUUCAUGCAUGGACAGCUUACACAUGCAAACAGGUGUGAACAGAAUACUUCCCUACGUGACUGUGGGGAAGUAUUUAGAAACAGACACAUCAGUGAUUAACAGAGAAGAGAUUCCUAGGAAAAUCAGUUGUUGUUUGCCUUGUUUUAUGUCUAUUUCUGUUACAAAUGGACUGUCACUUUGGGAAUAUCAGGUCAAUUCUAUUAUCAGAGGGCUUUGUGUUACUAACAAUAAAAAAAAACCUGUCUAUACAUUGGGUUCAAUAUCAGUCGGGGCAAUAAUGCGUUUGAAAAUAUUGGCCUUUUGGAUAGCAGCAAAAAAUGAAAACAAAAUAACAAAAUCAGGCUGUUUUUAGCAGCUGGUCUGAUUUUCCAUAUUACUCUUAAACUUGUCCAAAUUCUUGAACUAGCCCAAUCCCUGCUUUGCUGUUUUUUUUAUGUUUGGCUGAAGAUGUCCUCUCUUCCAGAUUAAACAUCUCCACACCCUGGGUGCAACAUCACUCCACUGUCCUGCAAAGAUCAGCAAAAGAACAGUGCUUCUUGUGGAGUCGGUGCUCACAGUGCAGGCAGACAGAGUGGCAGGUAGGAGAGAAGCACACCUGCUGUGUUCAAGGACCUGAAAAAAGUCAGUGAGAUAAUCCUUAUGUUAACGAGUGGUUGACUGAUAUACUUUAAGGGCUGAUACCAGUGCCAAUGAUUACAGAGCCCACCAGCUAGUGGCCAAUAUAUAAUGUCGAUACCACAUUGCUGUUAAUUUUUUUGUUCGACAAAAUAUCAUCAGUCAAACACAGUAAUAGUUCAUAGUUCAUGUACAGUAAAGUCUGAAAUAUUUGUUGGUCUUAACCGGUGACAUGUUUGGAUUUUAGGGUAAUUCAUAAAAUAAAAACAUACAUAUUAUUGUCAGAUGGAAUAUUAAACUCUGUUAUUCUCUACAUCAUGGCAGAAUAUAUGUGAAGCACAUGACAGUAACUGUUAGAUUUGAUCUGCUGUCAUUUAGGAUGAGGGAAAUCUGUUUUUAUUGAAGAAGCUGUUGAUGAUGCGACAGUGAUGAGACUGCCUGCAGUGUCUGCAAGCAUAGGUUGUUGAUUGUUGAAGUUGUCAUAAGCCUGAAUAUCAGCUGAUGCCAAUUAUUCCAAAUGCCAUUGAUGGUUGUGUCUCUUAUGGUAAUUUUGUAGAAACAAUAGUCUUCAGAUAGAUCAGCUUUUAAUUGCUUUAACCCUUGUACCUUAUUAAGGUUUCUGGAGGGGUAAGGCCUUGUCUUUGAUGCUAUAACUUUUUUUCUAUUAAUGCCCUUGCAAAGAAAUUCCUAGAAAAUGUGUAUUUUGUGAUGAGGCAUGAUAUACCUGAAAUUGAAGAAAAAAAACCCUAUGGUUAUGUUUUUUUCUUCAAAUAUGCUUAAUCUUGCAUUAGCGCCACACAAGUGCCCCAUGCAUUCCAAUGGGAAACCACUUGUCUUUUACAUAUACCCAUAUCAGUGGGAAAAAAUGAAUUUCAGCAAAGACUGUUUUCCCCCUUUUCUGAAGACAUUAAAGAUGCACUGUGCACUUUCAGCCACAAGGUGCACCUUUUUUUUCAUGAAUAAUAGAGGCUGAUCUAGCCAGGUGGUCAAAACCCCAUUAUUCCUUAUGGGAAUUUGGCAAAAAUUACAAUAUUCAAAAAUUAGAAAAUGCACAUCAUUUUAUUACUAAUAAAAUUAAGCAUUUUUUUAUCUUAUUUUUACCAUUUUACUUUAUUUGGGCAUGAAUCUGUCUCAAAUUUGUUAUUCUGGUGUUUUUUUAUUUUUUUUACCAUUUUGGUCAGUUUGACACACCCGUAAACCACAGCCUAUGAUAGAUGCAGUCUUUUGGAAGGAAAAUCUGCUACCUGUUUGUAAUAUACUGCCACAAGAGUUCAAAUCAGAUUUUUCCCCCCAUUUUUUUGCAUUUUAUCUUGAGUCUAUUUCCAAUCAAACUUUUUCAAAUUAUGAAUGCUGAAAUUUCAUUUGUUUUCAUAUUCGUUAUUGACCUUCAGUGAGAGGCCAUUUUUUGCAAAAAAACAAAAGUGGACUGUAGAAGUGAAUAAAUCAGGUGUGCAUGUAUUUUUUUUUAUGUGUUAGUGUUUUCCGUGUGUGCAUGGUCGUGUGUGUUCGUGUGCAAAUGUUUGUGCACGCGCAUGAUCUUGCGCGCGCUCGUCACAGCCAGCGAUUGCGUUCAUGGCACAUGCGCCCCAAGCGUCCGAGGUUGCCCCGGGUACAGCCGCCCCGUUACCCGUGAUCAGAUAGCCUUAGGCCCGCGUCAGCAAAGGCGGGGAGCCGCUGGCUGCUCUGGAGGUGGUAACCUCACCUCACCACUCGAAAACGGGGGUGUCGGAUGGUUGUCGCCGGCGAAUUUUACGCGCUUCGCGGCGGGGACACACACACACACACACACACACACACACACACACACACACACACACACACAAAGCUCAUCCCCAUCGCGGGUCAGUCCCGACCAGAGCAGUGUUUAAUCCACAGUGUUUAAUCCACUGCUCUGGUCCCGACCUCUUCUUCUUCUUCCGGGUAACGGGGUUUUGCAUCCGGCAGUCCGACGUAACUCGUAGGCUAAUUGCUGUGCCGCGCCACCUGAUCUGGAGGUACCGCCCCUCAGCUCCACAGAUCGUAAGCACACACACACAGACACACACACGCACACACACACUCGCACGCCGGCACACACAAACACUCGCUCGCAGGUACACGCGCGCGCGCGCACGCACGCACGAAGGUACACACAAACACCCACACACGCACAUACAUGUUUCAAACUAAAAUUAAAAGGAUUAAAAGUUUGAAAAUAGUUGAUUUUUUCUUUUGAGUGGUUAGAGCAGAAGUCAAUGAUGACAGCCAUGAUAAAAAAAGGGCAACUUUUCAUUUGUAGAUGACUUUAUAGGCCACAAAGACAGUGGCAGUUCCGUGCCACUAAUGCAAGAUUAGUCGUUUUUUUUUUAUUUUAGGCUGUGACGCAAAAACUGAAACUGCAACUAAAACUAAUUUCACACAUAUUCAUACCACUCAUAGGUUCUGAUAAUCUUGCACAAAGAAAUUUGAUUUUGCAUUACUCUUAUAAUUUUUAGCCCUUUUUUUAAAUUUUGGGCAUUUUUUACGGUGUGUUUACACUAAAGUUAAAAAGGUUAAAAGUUUGAAAGUGGGUGAUUUUUUAUUUCGAGUGGUUAGAGCAGAAGUCAAUGAUGACAGCCAUAAUAAAAAAAGGGCAACUUUUCAUUUGUAGAUGAUUUUAUAGGCCACUAAGUGACAGUGGCAGUUCCGUGCCACUAAUGCAAGAUUAGUCGUUUUUUUUUAAUUUUAGGCUGUCACGCAAAAACUGAAACUGCAACUAAAACUAAUUUUACACAUACUCAUACCACUCAUAGGUUCUGAUAAUCUUGCACAAAGAAAUUUGAUUUUGCAUUACUCUUAUUAUUUUUAGCCCUUUUUUUUAAAUUUGGGCAUUUUUUACAAUGUGUUUACACUAAAAUUAAAAGGGUUAAAAGUUUGAAGCUGGGUGAUUUUUUCUUAUGAGUGGUUAGAGCAGAAGUCAAUGAUGACAGCCAUGAAAAAAAAGGGCAACUUUUCAUUUAUAGAUGAUUUUAUAGGCCACUAAGUGACAGUGGCAGUUCCUUGCCACUAAUGCAAGAUUAGGGAUUCUAUGUUAAUAAGGUAGCAGGGUUAAAUAAACAGUCCUUGUGUUGUUUGAUUGUGACUGAGUUACACACUUAACACAUUUUACAGUGUAAAAAACAACUUCAAACACAUUUUGUUUCUUACAGACUUGACAUCUUUCAUUUCAAAUGAUCUUUCUUAUGACCAGCCUUCUCUGCAGUAUCAGUGUAUCUCAUUUUCAGCAUGUAUUGUCCUGAGCAGUUAACCACUGAGCUCUUGUAUCAUAGUAGUGCAAGAGUUAAAAAACAGUCAAGUUUUAUUCCCGUCAAUUUUUGCUGCUCAAUUUCUUCCAAAUAUGAUGAAAGUUGUGUUGUUUUGACAUAUUUUCCCAGAGUUGUGUGAUCAUAUUUAACAUAACUUCUUGACUCCAGAUUGAAAAUGGGGUAGCAUCCAAACUCUUUAAAGUAGGAGUUGUGAAAUCGGUCAGAAAAGUGGAUAAAGCUGACAUGAUGCUGUAUACAUAAUUAAAUAUUCCUCUGACAGAGUUACAGAAGGAGCUGCCAGCCUCUCAGCCUUUGUCUCAGUUUAGAGCAAACUCUCUGCCCACCAGAAUCAGAGCCCAUGGAGUCAUCACCUUAGGUAAGCUGUUCUUCUCCAAGCUUUUGAGCUCUCACAGUUUUUAACGUUUCUGCCCUGUCAUCAUAGUAUUACACUACAAACACAUGAUGUAGCUGGCUUUGGUUGAAGCCAUAAAGACCUUUUUCAUGUCUCUCCCUCCCUCCUGUCUGCUGGUCCAGGUAAACUGUGUCUGCAGCAUGAGAAUCUGGUCCAGAAGUACCUGCCGGUGUUUGCCAGAGAGCUGGAGGUCGGGACAGAAAUUGCUGUGCGUAACAAUGUCUUGGUGAUCAUGUUUGACCUGUGUGUGCGAUACACCAACAUUGUGGAUCACUACAUCCCCAACAUCUCUGCCUGUCUGCGAGACAAUGAAGCUGUCAUCAGGGAGCAUACCCUCAUCAUGCUGACCAACCUGCUUCAGGUGAACUGCCUCACACACUGCUCCGAAUUAGAUUGGAAACGAGGUUGCAUUCACCAAGAAAAACAAAAUUUCAUUGUCCUUCUCGUUCACACGUAUCUCAGGGAGGAAUAGCGAAAAUAACAAAGCACUCUUAUAAAUCAAAUAGCUUACCUGCCUUUACAAAGGAAAUAGAUACAAACCUAAACUAGCUCCCUAAAGUAAAAACAGGAGGAAAGGAUCAUUGUCAAGCUAUUCUUUUUCUGUAUCAUUUAUUGAUGUUAUUGAUUCUGUUUCAGUUAUUUCACAAUCUUGUAAUUACAAGAUCAGGAUCUCGUAAUUACAAGAUUAUGUGUCUGAUUUUUUUGUUAUCCAGUGAAUGCAAUGUGCUUUUGUAGCAUACUAUCUCCAUUGCAUAAUCUUCCAUUUUUCACAUGAUGAAUAUGUGCUAACCUGUUGUUGACAUACCUCACUGGGUUAUCUCUGUGAUGAUCUGUUAUUGUGAUGUGAACAUUUGCUAGAGUUGUUUUCAACUCGCGUUGAAAGCGAGGCGUUUGAAGCGAGAAGCACGUUGAACGUGACACAAAUUCACAAAAAUAGGCUGCUCAUUUUGUGCUAUUUGUGCCGACCAAUUCGCAUCAUACAUAAUGCCCGAGUAGAACGCCCUUCUAAUCGCAUCUUUGUAUUGACUUAACAUGUAAUUUACUCGGGCAUAUUUUUUUACUGAAGCUUGGUGUGAACACAAGGUGAGACUGUCUUUGUGUUGACCAUCUUUGCAGUGCACAGUGGCCCUCAUUCAUCAAUCUUGCGCAGAUCUGAGUGCAGAUCUGAGCGCAGGAUUCAUCAUAGGAUAGGACGCACGUGAGAUUUAUGAAAGGGUUCGUAUCUGACCAAUCCCAGCGUACGUAUGAUGGGGUCUUGAUAAAUGCAGCAGCUGAAAUCGAUUGUCAUUAACAUGUUACGCCCUUAAAUAUUUGUGGUUCAGUAGCCUUGCCCACUGAGGUCAGACAUGAAAGAGGAAAAAUAUUAGAAAGAUUUGAAACUUUUCCGACAUUAAGGUGGAUAUCCUCACAUCUGUGGUGGAAACUAACAAGGAUUUUCUCUUUGGAAACAUCAAAACUGGUACAAAAGCAGUCCAGAAAUCUCCUGUCUGGAGCAGGACUAUGGAGGUGGUGAACAGCGCCGGAAUAGUGGACAGUGGCUGAAGUUUGAAUGAAUCAUUGGUCAAUAAGUUGCUCGUGAUGAUACAUUAGUAUCUCAUACAUGCCUCAUAUUUUCUUUUAUUGCCAUGACAUAGGGUACGCUGCUCCUGUUAUUGAAAGUAUUCAGUUUUAAUUUGUUUCAUCUUUGUAAUGUGGAGCAGACUGGAGAGUCUUGACAGAGGCUGAACAAAAAUAAUUAUUAACGUCACCAAAUGGUGUGUUGCUGCCCCUGAGGCACAUUUUUAUGGAUUUCUAUUGGAUUUUUAUCACUGAUUAAACAGUAAGAGCACUUUCUAAACUUAUACUUCACAUGUCAUGUCAGAUAAGGUCAUGUCUCCUCUGUACAGCACCUUUGUGGAGUCUGUCCUCAUUAUUGUUCUCCGGGCAUCGGGUCCGCAUGUUGCACCGGCACAGCAAACGGCACUCCAUUCGCCAGUGCAACAUUGUGCAUAACUGAAAAAAUCUUCAGGAGUGUACAACAACAUCCCCGCUGCUGGGCCAAAACAGAGACACCUGCCUUUUAGGAGUCAAACAGUGCUCCACAGUGGCGCGUGUGCGUGUGUGCGUAAUGUUGAAACAGUGCUCCUGCUCUGUGGUAGUGAGAGUUAUUGAAUAGGCCUAUUCACUAAGGACAUAAAAAAUUUAUUUUAUUUUAUUUACGUCUUAAUGUUUAAUUAAAUCUGGCUGAUUGUGCUUCAUGACAGGUUUGAGGUUUGUUUAUCAAUUAUUUUGAGACAGAUAUUUGCUGCACCGCAGAUCCACACUGACUCAAACUUAUGUACACGAUGUCAGACCUGUCGUGAGAUUUGGUCGUAGCGUACGCUUACAUGCAGAUUGAUAAAUGCUGAUCCUCACGUCAAAAUUUUCUUACACAAGGUGUACGCAAGUUUUCUGCCGUACGCAAGCUUGAUAAAUGAGGGCCACUGUGUUUAUAGACAGUCUGCUGCCUGGAGUGUACGCCACUUUCCACAAACAGGAACACUUUAAAAAUGUAGGCUUUGUAUUUUCUCCUUUAGCAUACAUGACCCAAUAUUGCCAUGAAUUCACUCUAUAUGUUUGCAGGACUUUUAGCUGUCAAGUUUCUCUUAAAAAUUUUUUUUUUUUUCUUCUUCUUUUUUAUUUUAGGAGGAAUUUGUGAAAUGGAAGGGCGCCCUCUUCUUCCGUUUUAUGGUGGCCUUGGUUGACCCAGUGCCUGCCAUUGCCAGGUAACUGCAUGAUGAAUGGUUUUAUAAACUAAUAUGUGGCUAAGGGGUGUAGUAUCACUAUGAUAAACAUUUAGCAACCAUGACAUGACAACAAGAGGUGAACUUUAGUAUUAAGUGUAGGUGACAUUUCUACUAGGACAUGUUAGCAUACACCUAAAUCUUUAUAACACCACUUAAAGUCAAACAUGAGAAACACAGUUUGCCUGGAAAAAAAAAUCAUGAAGAGCAUUAGAAGCUUCCAACAAUCUCCAGUCCAGUCAUAUCAAAUCUGACUGUAUUCUGUUUGUUAUCCCAGUCUGUGUGAAUAUUGCCUCCUCAACGUGCUGCUGAAGAAGAACCCAGAAAUGUUCAGCCAGCAUUUCAUUGAGGGCAUCUUCCACUUCAACUCCUACGACAAACACAAGACCUACAACAAGUUUCCUCAGAGUGAGAGGUAGAUAAAUGGAUAGUUUUGUUUUAUCUGUAGAAAAAGACAACUCAAGGAUGCAUCAACACUUCAAAAUUCCUCCAACUGUCACAGCUUUAACAGCAGGAUGGCUGGGAUUCUGAGUAACGUGAAUUGUUUUUAUAUAUUGAUGGACUUAUUUCUUAAACCCAUGCAGAGAAAGAGUCAAGUUCUCUCUGAAAGGAGCUCAAAACUGUGAGAAGCGUUUCCGGAUCUACUGCUUUCUGUUGGAACACUUCACAGACGCACAGCGCUUCAACAUCGUCAACAAAAUCAACCAGUCUGUCUUGGGUGAGCACAUGAGUAUACUAAGAAUGCAAACUAAGCUAUAAAUCAACCAGACAUAGAUCAAUAGUUAAUGUUCUGUCUCUUUCUGACAUAAAUGAUCAAUUCUACACAAUAUCAUGCUCUACAAAUAAUAGACAUCUUUGAGUAUCUCAACACAAUGUUGUUUGAUAUUGGCUGUUGCCAAGAAUCAGUGUUAACCUGAAGCUAUUCAAUAUAUCAACUCUUUGUGCCCAGCAUGUUUUGCAGAUGAGGAGCUGCCUCUGGAUGCAGAUGGAGCUGAAAUCCUGUCCGAGACCUUCCACAUCCUGAGUCUAAAGGAGAUGAAGCUGCAGGCUGUAUCUCAUCCAGCAGAAAGCUCUGCAGAGGAGGAAACAGGGGAGGAGAACAUGGCCAAGGUUGUCCUGCAGGCUGCACAGAAGAAGAUGGUGUCACAGGUGAGCUGUGCUGAAAAAUGCAACUUCUCUGACGAAUCAAAUGUGUCUUCAUGUCCACCAAACUGGCUUUUUACUUCUAAUUCUUGCAAGUGAGCCUCUUUUCUUUCUAAAGCCUGGCAGAAAUCUUAACAUUUUUUGGUUAAAUAAUUUUGUCAUUUACAGCACAGUGGAAGUGUUCAAAUAUGAGUUUAGACAGGAGCUUGAUUUUCACAGGUCUAAUGUGGAGAAAAGUUUGAAAAAGGACAAAAAAGAGUGGAAAUUUUGCAAAAGCCUGGAAUGCAGAAACAGUGUGUAAAACAUGAUGCAUCAUGGUGAGAAACUGUACACACCACAGCCAGAGCAAAAUGAUAGUACUGCAGGCCAAAUCAAAAACUCACUGAAGUGAUGUGACCCACACCACCUUUACAAAGUGCACAACAGAAUCUGCACUGGUGUUUUUGUAGAGUGAAGUAUAAAAGAGCCUUUUUUGACUGAUGAAAAGAUUUUUGUCUGCUUUUUCUCUCUCCAAACUGGAGUUAAAAAGUUGAAUAAAGCUGAUAAAUUUGCCUUUAACCUUAACAGCACCUGCUAACAAACUGACAAACUCACACCUGAACUGUAGAUGUGAAACAUUGUGGUGAUGUUGCAUUGAGGAUGUUCUUAUUUACUCAGUGCAAACAUUAGAAAGGAAGCCUGUUCCACAUCUAUUCAACAUAAACAUGGACUUACUUGAAGACCUUACUAGCUAUUAGUACAAAGGAGAUGUAGCAGAGUCCCAAGCGGUUGGACUAUAGACCAAUUUACAGCUUACCUCAUCAAGAAGCUGUGCUGCAGUGUGGCAAGUAUCAACAAAAGCAACCUACUACCACUCCCACUCACUCAAACAACCAAGCAAGCAGGACAUAUCGAGGAUCCAUCACAAUGUUACACACGCGCACACAGAGCAGCAAUCCGAUGUAAACAUCGGCAUUAAACUAAAAACUAAACAAUCUGUAUUUUUAUUUUAUUUAUUUUAUUCAAAUGAUGCGCUUAAACUGAGAGGUUGCUGCAAGUCUGGCCUCUCCAUAUUAUCUAUAAUUUUUGCUAGAUUUUUUUUCACAUUUUUGUUGUAAUUUUGUUGGCUGCUGAUGGAUACUUCUGCUGGGCGAAGAGUUUACUCAAGAGAAGAGCUCCUUUUAUUAAGGAAAAGCAAAUCUGGACAACAACAUACAAUUCCAGAGGACAUCAGGAGGUGUUAUCAUGGUUGCUGUGCUGGUGCAAAGGUGAAGGCAAAGCUGAAUGCUAAGAGGUGGCGAUAUAAACCCUUUCUUUCAUCAAUCAUCAUGGGAAACGUCUAGUCUCUGCCCAACAAAAGCGAUGAGCUGGAGAUCUUGGUGAAGACUGAGAAAGCAUACCGUGACUGCAGUUUCCUGUGUUUUACUGAAACCUGGUUGAAUUAAAACAACUCAGACUCCAGUGUAGAUCUACCUGGCUUCACUCUCAUAAGGUCAGACAGAGAUGCUCAAGCAAGUGGCAAGAAGAAAGGAGGAGGUCUGGCUUUAUUUUUCAGCCGGAGAUGGUGUAACCCUUCAAACAUAACUGUCAAGGAGAAGUUGUGUUGUCCAGAUAUUGAACUGUUGGCAGUUGCUCUUUGGCCAUAUUAUGUUCCAAGAUAAUUUAAUUAUAUCAUAACAGUAGUUGUUUACAUUCCACCCAAAUCAACUGAAGAAUGCUGCAAUGUUUUGCAAAAUAGUGUUGCCAGGCUACAGACUCAACACCCGGAGGCACUAAUAAUAAUAUCAGGAGACUUCAACCAUGUCACCCUCUCCUCUCACCUGACUGAAUUCACACAGUUUGUGAACUUUCCUACCAUAGAAAACAAGACCCUGGAUCUGCUGUAUGCCAACGUCAAAGAAGCCUACAGAGUCACUGCCUUACCACCACUGGGCAAGUCAGAUCAUAACUUGGUCUAUCUGCAGACCUGUUACAGACCUUAUGUACUGAGGCAGCCUGUGACCAAAGUCAAAAUCAGAAGAUGGACACCUCAAGCCAGUGAAGCUCUAAGGGACUGUUUUAAAUCAACAGACUGGAAUGUGCUGCUGGAAACAGAUGUGGAUAGUAUGAACAUUGAUAAACAGUUUGACUGCUUUACUGAUUAUGUCAACUUCUGGAGAGACACAGUUAUAUCCACAAAACUGUUCGCUGUUUCCCCAACAACAAACCCUGGAGACAUAAAAGCAAUCCUUAACCAGAAAAAGAAAGCUUUUAAAGAUGGUGACAAAGAACAACUCAAACAAGUGCAACAAGAGUUGAAGAGGAGACUGGAGAUGGCAAAGCAGGAGUGCAAAAAGAAGAUAGAGAGGAUUCUACAACACAGCAACAUCUGUGAAGUGUGGAGAGGGAUCAGUACCAUCUCUGGACACAGCAGUAAACAGAAAAGACAGCCAGUGGUGGGUGAUAUGGAAAGAGCUGAUGAACUCAACCUGUUCUUCAACAAAUUUGACACUGCUGUCACUCCCUCUUCCACUGUUACUCCACCUUCCUCUCUGCAACAAAUCUCCACUAUAACUUCUCCCCUUCCUCCUCCAUCUUGUUCAGAUGUCUCAAACACUUCAACUACCUCCCUCCUAGAACACCAGUCCUUGUCUGUCACAGAAACAGGGGUGAGGAUGGAGCUUGGAAGACUUUGUCCUGGAAAGGCAGCUGGUCCAAAUGGUGUGUGUCCAAGGCUGCUUAGAGACUGUGCUACAGAACUAUGUUAACCUCUCCACAAGGUCUUCAACCUGAGUCUACAGCUGGGGCGGGUACCUGCUCUGUGGAAAACAUCCUGCAUUGUGCCAGUACCAAAAAACAAAAUGUCCUGCUGAAAUCAAUGACUACAGACCAGUGGCCCUCACUUCACACAUCAUGAAAACCCUGGAGCGGCUGAUUCUAUGCCUUCUGAGGUCUGAGGUCAAAGACAAACUGGACUCCCUGCAGUUUGCAUACAAAGAACACAUUGGAGUGGAUGAUGCUGUCCUCUACAUGCUUUGGUGUGCCCCGUCUCAUCUGGAGGAACCUGGGAUUUAUGUGAGGAUCAUGCUCUUCGACUUUUCAAGUGCAUUCAACACCAUCCAACAAACCAUACUCAAAGAAAAGCUCACAGAGAUGGGAGUGGAUCCCUCCUGUGUUCCUUGGAUCGCAGAUUACCUGACAGGAAGGCCACAGUUUGUCAGGCUGAGGAACUGUGUUUCUGGGACAUUAAUGAGCAGUGCAGGGGCCCCACAAGGGAUAGUGCUGGCACCAUUCCUGUUCACACUGUAUACGUCAGACUUAAAAUACAGCACUGAGUCCUGCCAUAUCCAGAAAUACUCAGAUGACACCGCUAUUGUGCCAUGUAUCAGAAAUGGACAAGAAGCUGAAUACAGAGAUCUGAUAAGAGCCUUCAGUGACUGGAGUCACAAAAACUGCCUCCUCCUCAACACCUCAAAGACAAAGGAGAUGGUCAUAGACUUCCGUAGAUCCAAACCCCCUCUUCAGCCAGUGAACACCUGUGGAGUGGACAUCGAAGUGGUGACAUCAUAUAGAUACCGAGGUGUACAUCUGGAUAAUAAGUUGGACUGGUGACCUAAGAAUAUAGACUUCAUCUACAGAAAGGGGCAGAGCCGCCUCUUUUGCCUGAGAAGACUCCCAUCAAUAGACAUCUGUAGUAAGAUGCUGCAGAUGUUUUAUCAGUCUGUCGUGGUAAGUGUGCUGUUCUAUGCUGCAGUCUUCUGGGGAGGAAGCAUCAAACACAAAGAUGCAAGAUAUCUGAACAAACUAGUGAAAAAGGCUGGCUCUGUGGUAGGACUCAAGCUGGACUCAGUGGAGGAUGUGGUGGAGAGAUCUACACUGAGGAAGGUGGAGUCUAUUCUAAAGAACAUGGAUCACCCACUGCACAACACCUUGAUGGACCAAAGGGCCAAUGGUGGUGGACGGCUCCUCUUUCUUCGCUGCAGGACAGAAAGAUUCAGAAGAUCUUUUGUACCAACAGCCAUAAGCCUUUUAACUCUUAUGUAAAUAAUAGAUAUCUUUUAUAGACAUAUGUGGGACAAGAGACAAUUGAAUUUCCCUUUGGGAUCAAUAAAGUUAUUCUUAUUCUGUAUAAACUCUAACUUUAUAAACUGGUCUUAUACCAAAUCAGACUACUUUAUGUACAUAUUGACCUGGAAAAUAUCCUCUCAGGGAGGGAAGUAACUGAAUGGAAAGAUUCAAAGAGCAGUACAAACAAUCGAAAAGAAGCAGCACUUUUUUCUUGGUUUGUUUUUCUGAAAUGCUUCUGCAAGAGUGAGAAAGUCACUUUAGUAGAAAGGAGCUUUUCUACCCUUGUUUUUCAGUGGGAUUGGUAGAUUCCUUUCCUUUCUGCCUCCUGUUGUGAUCCACAGGUCCAGAAGAAGGCAUUCAUUGAGAACAUGGUUCCUGUCAUCAUCAGUCUGAAGAGUCUGCUGGAGCAGAAACGCUCUCCAGUCCUCAGAGACCUCAUGUCUUACCUUCAGGUGAGAGCACAGCAUGGAUACGUGUACAUACAUGGUCAAAGAUGAAGGACCACUGUUUGAACUGAAUGAGAUAUUUUCAGGGGCCAUUUAUAGUCAUAAAGCCAUGUUCUUAGAGUCACUCACAGUCCUGCAUAAAGAGCCCCUUGUAAGCUGCAUCACAUCCUCUGAGUAACUUUAGUCAUGACUUGAUUCUGUCACUUCCAUCAGGUGACGAUGAAAGACUACCGCAAUGAGGUGAAGGAGUUUUUCUCUGGAGACGACCAGCUGGCAGCUGAGGUGGAGUUUGCUUUAAAGACAGCAGAAAGGGAGAGAGAGAUGGAGGAACAAAUGGACAACUGCAGCCUGAGUAGAGAGGCCAGGACACCCACUGCACAGGUGAGACCAUGGCACACAACUGAACACAGAUAAACACAUGCUGGAGCUGAAGAUUUUAAAGAUUGAGAUUGAGAUUUGAUCACUGACGAAAAACCAUCAGUGUUUCUUUUAAACUUAGAAGCUCAGUAUCUUUGAGUCAUUGAUAGUGUCCUAGUGACUCUGCUCUCUCCUCAGCAUUCGGUCUAUGGCUCUCCCAUCAAGUCCAGACCCCUCCUCCCGUUCAUCUUUGCCACUCCUCAGCCUCCACAGCCAAACCUGCUGUCAGUCAGACAGGCCUUCACUGACGGGUACGUUUUCAUCAUUGCAGACUGUAGUAGAAUAGACGCUUCAAUAAGAUGUCCCAGAUCUCAGUAAUGAUGAAUGAUUCGAGAUGAAAAUAUUUGAUUUCAUUCUGAGAUCCAUUGAGAACAAAAUAACUUAAGAAUGAUUGAGGGAAACCAAAAAUCAAAGCCUUUAUCACCCAAAAACUGCUGACUCACUCACCGGGCAUUGUAACGCACCAGAAGAAGCCCAGGGCCCAUUGCAGCAGCAUUUGGUCUGACAGUGGGUCUGAGGAUCUCAUCUUGGUACCUAACAGCAGUCAGGGUACCUGAGGCUAGCAGGUGGAGGUCUGUGCAGCCCCCCAACCAUAAGCCUCCCUGGAUCAUCACUGACCCACCACUGAACUGCUCAGGCUGGAGGAUGUUUCAGGCAGCAGAAAGUUCUCCACAGACUCUCUCACAUCUGUCUCAUGAGCUCAGGGUGAACCUGCUCUCAUCCAUGAAGAGAACAGGACCCUGCUGUGGAGCUGUGAUUCUGGUUUUCUCUGGUAAACACCAAUCAGGCUGCAUGGUGCGGGGCUGUGAACCUAGGCCCCACUUGUGGACGUGGUUGGGGCCCUAAUGGGGUCUGUUUCUGACGGUUUGGUCGGAAACAUGCGCAUGAGUGGUCUGCUGGAGAUCAUUUUGUCAGGCUCUGGCAGUGCUCCGUCUGGUCCUCCUUGCACAAACGAGCUGAUAGCAGUCCUGCUGCUGGCUUGUUGCCCUCCUGUGGCCGCCUCAACCUUUCCUGGUGUUCUUGCCUGUGUCCUGGUAUCUCCUCCAUGCUCUUGACUCUGUGCUAGGAGGCACAGCAAACCUGGUGUGGAGGAGCUGCAUUCCCUGAGAAGCUUUUGUGGGCGGCAGAUACCUCCUCAUGCUUCCUCUAGUGGUGAAAAAAUGCAGAAGUAGCCAAGAAUCAGUCAGACAGGAUGGGGAGAGGGAAAUGGUCUGUGGCCUCUAGCUGUAAACCCCUUGUUCUUUGCCUCUCCUCUUUGCAUGUUGUCUUUCCCAUUUGCUCCUCAGCAGGUGAAACUGAUUCUCAAUCAUUGUUGCUUCCUAACUGGGCAGGUUGACUCUAGAAGUGUGAUUGACUUGGAGUUACACUGAGAUGAACAUGUCGUCCUUUUUUUGUACAGUCAACAAUAAACCGCAUCAGCUCAGCUGCUGUCUUUUUUAGCUCAAACCCUCAGCUGCUGAGGUAUUCUACAAAAGCACUCUUGCAUCCAGGGCAUAUAAAAACAAUGUGAUGUUUGGCAUUAGGGUGACAGAAAAUUAAGGCAGUCAGUGAUGGGUGUGUCUGUGUUUCUUAUCAGGCGUGUGAGAAGAUCCAGAGAGGAAGAAGGCGCCCCAACUAAGUCCAUCACUCUGGAGGGAACAGGUACGUUUUGUGGGAUUUAAAAGAAAUGAGCUCAAGUCCACAGUGGGGGAGUUCAGUGAGGAGGUCAGGGGUUGGGAUAGAUCAGUGUCCUGUGAAUUUAAAGGACCACUCUUGGGAUUUAUACAUGGGUGUGUAGCAUUUUGACAAACUUCAAACAGUCAUGUUAAUUCUUGCUAUAACAAACACAAUAUUUAUAUGUAAAAAGUGUAAUGAAAGAACUGAAAUGUUUGAUGUCCUCUGAAAGACAUUCAUUUUGACAUUCACCUUAUUGUCAUUACGGUGGUGAUAAGAUGACGAUUUACGUGUUUUUACAGACUGUUUGAGCUGCAGAACAUCAUUUCAGUGGUUUAGGGAAAUGAUAAAGGUUCCUUUGCAGUUUCUAAAUCCAUUCGGAUGUUAAAUCAAUUACAGAAAUAAAAGCAGCUGUUCAAACACUUUCGUCACACAUUCAAAUCUGAGGAAUUUUUUAUUCAACACAUUUCCACAAUAAAAACUCCCUCCUGAUUGGCUGUUGACUGUGUUUCAUUAUGUGACUUUGUUUCCAGUGAUGCCUAAAGGGGCCAUGAAAGACAGAGCUGUCAGCACACCAGUGGGUAAGAAAUCAUGAUUCAAUCAAUCAUCAAUCUUUAUUUACACAGCACUGGUUCACAACAAAUGCACUCUGAAGUAGCUUUACAAAAAUUGCAGGUCUAGACCAAACUCUGAUUAUUUACAAAGGUCUGACAUCAAGACAAGGUAUAAUUCAACCUUAGUGCAUCUUCAUCUACCACAAGCAAAGGACUGUGCAGGAUUUAGAGAGUAAAAAGGAAAGGUAGAACCAGACUUAUGUUAGUCACUUGCUGAGACUUUUGUGACAAGUUGCAGAUAGGAAGAGAAAGAGACAGACAAAGACAAUACCUAAAUUAGCUUAUACAGACUUUUGGUGACUGAUCUGGGGCCCCUUUUAUAAAUGCUGCGUACACACAUUGGCCCUCAUUUAUCAAGCUUGCGUAUGGCAGAAAAAUUACGUACACCUUGCGUAUGUAAGUUGCAAUGUGAGGAUCGGCAUUUAUCAAUCUGCACGUGAGCGUACGCUACGACCAAAUCUCACGACAGGUCUGACAUCGCGUAUUAGUGCUGGGCGAUAUGGAAAAAAAUGUAUAUCACGAUAUGGAUCAUUUUAUAUCACGAUAACGAUAUAUAUCACGAUAUAGCUAUGGUAUGCUUUCAGUUCUAUGAAAAAUUUAAGUGUAUACAGCUGCACUAGUACAGUGCCAGUACAAGACCAGCACUUAAAACUAGAAAAAUGAAUAAAUAAAUACGUGGCUGAAGUGCGUUCAUGUCUGUGCUCACCCAAAGUUAUGCAACACUCACAGAAAACGCAGAUAGUGUGAGCCAAAGCACUCCAUGAUAAUAAUAAUAAUAAUAAUAAUAAUAAUAAUAAUAAUAAUAAUAAUAAUAAUAAUAAAUUUAAUUUGUAAUGCACUUUACAUUUACAAAAAAUCUCAAAGUGCUACAGUACACAGUAAAAAAAGGGCAGCAACAAUAAAAAUAGCAAUAGAAUGACAGUCACAGAUUGGCAUAAAAAAAGAAUUAAAAAAAAAUAAAAAAUAUAGAGUUGUAAUGUAAGAGGCAAGGUAGUAAAAGCAUAAAGCAUAGAGGAAAACUAACCAAAGGCUUUAUUUAAAAGGUAGGUCUUUAGGGCUCUUUUGAAGAGGUUGUUCACACUGCUAGAUGUUUCUCCUCCAAAGCUGCUCUCUGCCUCCAUCAUUGUUUACUUUACGCUUGAAGCACGUAACAAGACCCGAGCAUGAAUCCGAGCGCUUUAUUCGCCUAUGAGGGGCAGACAGGUAAGGUGAUUUGAUUCGCCACGACUCCAGAAAUGAUUGAAAAACUACAGAAUGUCACAAAAUUACGUUUCAUUGCUGCUGGCUUGAAGGGUAGAAAUGCGCAGCCGCGCUCCCAGCUGACAGGAAGUCAAACCACUGUUGUAGUUCUUUUGUGUUGCUAGCGCGGUCAAGAGUGUUGGCUGUCACUGAGAGACGACUACAAAAAUGGACGCACCUGUUCAUCUGGUUGUUUAACACGGCUGAAAAUGAUCAUCUUUUAAUGUUGUCCCCGCUCCUGCACACUCCCGUUGCGUUUUUUCCCGUCCCGUCCCGAUCAAAGGAAUAAUUAAAAAAUGACUCCCAUUCCGCGGGAAUCACGUGACCCACGGGAAUUCCCGAAAAAUGUCAUCCUCUACAGGGAAGGUCCCGGAGCAGAUGAAACAGGUGCCGGAGCGGCUGAAAUAGGUCCCGGGUCCGAUCAAAAGAGGUCCCGGAUCGCGCUCCGACUCGCUCCGGCACAAAUUAAGCACUGCUUACAAUGAUCCCCUCACGUGUGUAACCCAUGUAACCCACAACGGCGGGAGACGCUGGACACGAAGAGGGCACGUAAAGCGGCGUCAUGUCGCAAAAUCGAAAGAGAAAUGCGAGCCUACAUGUCAACGCAUCCUUUUCUUUUUAAGAAAAUAUUGCUUUCUUUCCCGUUCGACACCAAAUACACUUACUGAAUGUGCAAUUAUUGUUGUUGUUGUUACUAUGAAUCAUCUGAUGGCACAAGCCCUAUGGAUUAAAUACAGCCUAUCGCCCAAAACGAUAAAAAUAAAAAUGGCACGAUAGACAUUUUCUAUCGUGCCCACGAUAUCUAUCGUCCUAUCGCCCAGCACUAUCGCGUAUGCAAGUUUGAGUCAGUGCAGAUUUGCGCUGCAGCAAAUGUCUGUCUCAAAGGCCUAUUUGACAACUCUGCCCAGAAACACUGCCACAAAGCAGGAGCACCGUUUUAAUAUUGCACACAUGCGCCACUGUGGAGCGCUGUGUUUGACUCCUAAAAGGCAGGUGUCUCUGUCUUGGCCCAGCAGUGGGGACGUUGUUGUACCCUCCUGAAAGGGUGUGAGACAUCAUUUGGGCCAGUACAGUUUUGCACAAUGUUGCACUGGCGAAUGGAGUGCCGUUGGCUGUGCCGGUCUAACAUGAGGACCCGAUGCCCGGAGAACAAUAACGAGGAGAGACUCCACAAAGGUGCUGUGCAGGGGAGACAGGACCUUAUCGAUGGAUUCUAACAUGUAAAGUAUAAGUUUAGAAAGUGCUCUUGCUAUUAAAUCAGUAAUAAAAAUCCAAUAGAAAUCCAUAAAAAUGUGCCUCAGGGGCAGCAACACACCGUUUAGUGACAUUAAUAAUUAUUUUUGUUCAGCCUCUGUCAGACUCUCCGGUCUGCUCUACAUUACAAAGACGCAACAAAUUAAAACUAAAUACUUUCAAUAAUAAGAGCAGGGUUCCCCAUGUCAUGGCAAUAAAAAUAUGAGGCAUGUAUGCGAUAUUAAUUUAUCAUCAUGAGCAACUUAUUGACUAAUGAUUUAUUCAAACUUCAGCCACUGUCCGCUAUUCCGCGGCAGCGCUGUUCACCGCCACCAUAAUCCUGCUCCAGACAGGAGUUUUCUGGACUGCUUUUAGACCAGUUUUGAUGCUUCCAAAGAGAAAAUCCUUGUUAGUUUCUACCACAGAUGUGAGGAUAUCCACUUUCAGCUCGGAAAAGUUUAGAAUCUUUGUAAUAUUUCUUCUCUUUCAUGUUUGACCUCAGUGUGCGAGGCUUCUGAACCAUGAAUAUUUAAGGGCAUAAACAUGUUAAUGACGAUCGAUUUCAGCCGCCGCAUUUAUCAAGACCCGAUCAUACGUACGCUGGGAUUGGUCAGAUACGAACCCUUUCAUAAAUCUCUUGUGUGUCCUAUCGUACUAUGAAUCCUGAGCUCAGAUCCGUGCUCAGUUCUAUGCAAGAUUGAUAAAUUAGGGCCAUUGUGUAGUUGUUUUUGGGAUUUAUGACAAACAACCUUGACAGGAGAAUGUGUGCACCUCCACAGCAGCUCUGACCCUGCCGUACGCACAAAAUCUGGAGAAACGGGGAACUUUGACCCUAACAGUAGAGGGGUGAAAUCAAAGACAGCUAUGUGAAAUGAAUACAUUUGUGUGAAAUAAUUGAAUAUUACACAUUUCACAACACAAAUCAUAAAUCAAGGAUAUAUUUGCAAAAAUGAAGAAAGAGGAAAGAUCUACAUUCAUGCCCCAGAGAAUGCACGAGUGUGCACGCGCUUCCAUGAAUAUGUAGCCUAUAUUUUGGAAUUAAUUUUGUUCCGUCAAUGUGAAACAAAGCGUGCUUUAAUUAUGAAAUCCAUUCACAUAAACAAGGUGAGAGGUAAUAUAUUUAUUUAUAUUUAUAAUGAUAAUUGUUAUAAAAAUGACAUGAUUGUAGCGCAAAACUGCUGAUCAAUUAGGCUAUAGCACCUGUUCGGGAAAUGAAGUGAUGGUUGGAUAUAAAAAGGCACACACUUACAAUGCAUAAAGACGCACAGUGGCUUAUCUGGCACUGCUGGAGGACGUGGGACACGUGAGAUUCCAGAGGGCGCCGAUCUUCAGUGACCUGCAAGACCUGUUGGCCCACGAUGACGAGUGGUUCCGGCUGCCACGUCCUGUGUCCACUUUUUUGAUUAAUUAAUUAAUUUUUUUUUUUUUUUUUUUUUUUUUUUUUUUACAGUCCGACCCCCUGAGGCAACAUAUUUUACAGCUUCAGCCACAUGCUUCCAUCCUUUUGCCUUUCUGGCAUGAGAAAUGCCCACACAACAAGACUGUUUUGCGUGUGUCCACCUCACCUAUUGAUAUCUCGACCUCACACAAUUUUAUAUUUUUUUUUGUUUAUUUUUUUUUUUCACUCAUUUUCCCUUUAGGUCUAUUGAGAAAUUGGUUUCAUUGAAUAUCCUUAAAAGGCGUUUACCUCCCCUUUUCUAGGCACCUUAUAGUCGGGGCUGAGUACUGUUUGCAGAAAAUAAAUGAUAAUAGACUGAUCUCAAUUUUGAUGGCAGCUACUGUUGAAAGGGAAGUUGUGAGCCUACUUUUAAAAAUGGAGAAGGGCGUUUGCCUCCUGGACCUUGGCUGCUGUAGGACUCAAAAGGAGAGGGGCCUGAUAAUUGAAAGUUUUACCUGCCAGACCAGUUUUCGAAACUUAAGGUAGACUAAAAAGAGGUUUGAUGGCUAGUACUAUGGCUAGGACCCUAUAUGUACUGUUGAUGAAGUUUGGUGCUGUUCUGAGCAUUAUUUGUGGCUAUAGAGUAGCGUUUUGGUUGAUGUUUAUGCGUGAAGACGUAGACCACUGUGUAUUGCUAUCCUGCGGUCGUUACUAAAGUUGGUAUAACUCAGUGCUUCUCAAUUAUUUUCUGUUACGCCCCCCCUAGCAAGAAGAAAACUAUUCGCGCCCCCCACUCCCCACCGUGACCAUCUCUGCAUAACAUUUUAUCCUUAUUAACAUUAAAGAAAAGAAAAAAAGAAAGACAUAUGGUCAAACUUACAAAGAAUAACUUUAUUAAAUCGUGUUUUAAGUCUGCAACAGAAAAGAUUUUAAGUGCAUCAAUGCCUGAAAUUAAAAAUAAAUAAAUCCUUGUUUAAACUGUAAACAUGUUUGACCAACUAAUUGCACCAUUGCAAAAUUAAAUCAAAUCAAUAAAUAAUAUUUAAUAAUUAUAAUAACUAAUAAACUACAAAAACUAAAAAAGUAACUAAUUUAUAUUCAGUUCAGCAACAUUAACUCAGGAGCACAAUAUAUAAAACACUUGAACCUACAAAACAAAAAUGAAUUAAACAAUUUGUGCUCUUUUUUUCUUUCUUUUUUUGAUCAAAAUGAGGAGGAAGUCAGGUUUAAUGGCUACAAUGAGCACGUUUUGCAGUGCACAGCUUUUCGAAGCGAGGUUCGAAGCAUGAUAGUGCAACUCUCAGCUCCUGCUCAAUGUUUACAAAAUAGUACAUACAAGCAGAGAUCAUUCCCACAAAAUUAAUUCAAUGAUUGUUUUGUAUGAAGGAGUAUGAGGGCCGUAUUUAGAAUUUUCUUUAAAGACUUCGAGAUUUAAGUCGUGAAUUUACGAGAAUAAAGUCAUUAAUUUAUGAGAAUGAAGUCGUAACCUGUUAUUUCAGAGGAGACUUGUUAAAAUUAGGGCCAUGAAGCAUUUGAAGGAACUUUGCUUCAGUAUAGGUUUCACAAACAAGGAGAUACUUCAUCCUUUGGUACAUCAGCAUCACAUUGUCAUAAGUAUAAAGACUUAAAAAAAGAAUGUAUGAGAAAUACGUCUUUUCCACGGGGAAAAAAACUGGUGUACUUGAAGGAAAAUCGCUGCUUUUGUGGAGGCAGAAAUGAAUAUGCUGAUGAUAUAUCUGUCAAUGCAGCCGUAAAUAUCUGUGAAUGACAUUGAGCUUUAAUUUAUGAUAUGAAUCCAUAUGCCGUAAUAAGGUGUUGGUGUCUCUGCAGGUGUAGGCUACCGCCGGUGUCAGAGACGUGGUGCUCGUAUGAGCUCGACUCCCUCUGGAUCACAAAUGUUGAUCAUCAUCAGUUUGAUUGUUUCUUCAGAAACCACAAAGCUGACCUGUCUGCUGUUUUUGUACUUGUACUUUCUUUUAAGACACGCUGUGUCUCCAAGCGAGUCCAGCCUCUCACCUGAAAUGCGCAGCUGUGCAGCGGCACGCAAAGCAUUCUGGGAUACCGACGGCACGAAAGCGUGCAUAAAUGCACGCUUGAAAACAUGCUAAGCGCGCUUAGCAUUUCUUAGCAUCUCGUGCCAAAUGGGACACCGUUCGCGCCGUCUUGCACGCUUCAAAUGCACCGUUCCACGGUGCAGAAGUGCACUUAGCUCGAUGCGGUCUCUGAAAUGAGACACAGCCCAAGGCAAACCUGUUGUCUUGUAAGUCGUAAAAUGUUGCACUGUCGCAAAUGUGACAGAAGUAACAAUGAGAGCGCCACUGCCGCCUACUGUAGUGGAUGCGCAAUUACACUUUAUACUAGUACGGCCAAAAAAAAAUAGCCUGUUCCCCAGGGUCACACGCGCCCCCCCAGGUAUCGCACCAAAUAUCGCGCCCCCUUCGGGGGGCGCGCCCCACUAUUUGAGAAGCACUGGUAUAACUAGAGAAGCAAGUGGUCGGCAACAUUCAUCUUUGGAAGCAGUGUCUAUCUCUGUGUUAAGGUAUGUUUGACCAUAACUUAAAUUUAUGCUGGAAUAUCCCUUUAAAUUGAGAAACUGAUUGCUAACAUCUUGUGCAGUUCAUUAUCCUCUCUGUCAACUUUUGGCAAUAACAAUCAAUCUAAUCCAAUUUAUUUGUAAAGCAUUUGUAAAUGCUGUUCAAUAGAGGAAUAAAAAUAUGCAAUAAAAUCUCCUUUAAAAUAGUGCAUUGACUCAAACAGUGUUAAAAGCCACAUCUAAUAGAUGUGUUUUAAAAGGGAUUUAAAAACGGGAAUGGAGUUGGCUUCUCUAAUAUUUAAUGGUAGCUCAUUCCACGUUUGAGGAGCUACUACAGAAAAAGACUGAUCAACGCUGAGCUUCCUCCGAUACCUCGGGACAACCAAGAGCAGGUGGUCAGCUGAUGGUAGGGCCCAUGGUGAAGCGUAAGGCCUGAGGAGUUCUGUGAGGUACAGGGGAGCGUGGCCAUAAAGGCAUUUGUAGGCCAACAACAGAAUCUCAACACUGGCACAUGGGGAACCAGUGGUGUGAUGAUAAAACUGGUGUUAUGUGCUCAUGCUUUCUUGUACCUGUGACCAGUGAGUGGUCCAAAUAGUCGUUAGUUACAAUUGUGCUACAAAAGUGACAAGAUGGUGUGGAUAAAGACGGGCUGCAAAGAGGCUGGAAUCAAAGCAGGGUCGCCAGCUUCAUAUCAAGGAUUAAAGCAUCUGUCCAUGGAGAAUGGGAUUCAAUUGCUGAGCCCAACCAGAGCCCUGAACAUCAACUUUUGAUCCUAAAAAAUUUCAAAUAAAAGUCUCUUUCUCUUACAUCUUGAAUGCAGCUGUUGCUCACUCUGUCUUUUGCUGAGUUUGGGGGAGGAGCCAUUACUGCUAUCUUCAAAUCCAUCUAAUUCUGCUGUUGAUAUUCCCCCCGCCUUUGUCUCAGUGAUCUGGUGUACUUAUUUGUAGUUUUUCUACCUUAUUAAGAGAAACUUAAAUCCUCCUCUCACACCCUCAACUUCACCUGCAAUCCUCCCUGUUAUCCAGGUUUUAACAUCAACUGUACUUUUGACGAAGGACUCAGUGCCAUCUCCAGUGACCAAGGAACGAGUAAGUUACCCAGAUUCAUCACUCUCUCUUAUUAUGUGUUCAGGGUAGCAGUCAGUUUUAACAAAAGAGAAGUUUCUGGUAAUUCUUCCUGAAUCACAGAAACUCCAACCAGCUGACCUGUGAGGUAAGGACUGAUCUGUGUAUGUGCUUUAUUUUUACAGGUGGUCUGGGGGAGACCAGUGUUCUGCAUGUGAGGUCAAAUGAGCAGCAGUGAGUGCAUUUCUUUGUCACUAUUUCAGAUCCUUCUUGUUUUUGAAGACUGCAGCUACACUGGUGUAGUGUAAGGUUCUGUGUCCAUGGAGGAAACGUCUGCAGGGGUGGUUUGAUCUGAAACCUAGCUCUCCUCUGUGUUUCAGAGCUCCUGGACAGAGGCACUGGAAUGUGCAAUCUCCUCUCCGCCGGAAGAGAAAACCUAAAUUUUAGAGGAUGGACUGCUUGAUUUCUUCUCUUUGACUUUUUGGUCUCUAAAACUCUCUUACAUUUGGAUUCCUUUUUGCAUGUUUCUCAUCUCCUUUCUUUUUUCUUGUCUGUGUUUGUGUCACAGUUUGUCUCUUUUGUAAUAAACUGCACAUUUCAAUACUUA
This is a messenger RNA of Xyrichtys novacula (pearly razorfish), 70672 nucleotides long. NCBI's taxonomy places the organism in Eukaryota, Metazoa, Chordata, Actinopteri, Labriformes, Labridae. The record is from the annotation of a GenBank genome assembly.